Messenger RNA from Xyrichtys novacula (pearly razorfish), 48652 nucleotides. Lineage: Eukaryota; Metazoa; Chordata; Actinopteri; Labriformes; Labridae. The record is from the annotation of a GenBank genome assembly.
UUUUUUUUUUUUUUUUUUUUUUUGGUUGGGGGUGGGUGGCACAGAUUGGUCAUUUAAAAUUGGUCAUUUAAAAUAUCUGCUGACAAGUCUCCACCUUGCACAGAGCAAUUUCUUUCAUAUACUUAUAUUCAUAUUUUUUUUGUUAAAAUUAUAUCUAAAUUGUGUUAUUUACCUUUUAUCUAGGACUAGGAUUAUUAUUCUUGACACUUUAGCUACAAUUUUAAUGCAGGACUGAUAAGGGUUCUUCCACCUAAUGUCUGGAAGCUAACGAGAUAAUAAUCAUUUCAUGUUAAAAUUGCAAGUGUUGAUAAUGUCUGUAAAAGUUUUAGCAGACAAACUGACAUUGAAGUAGUAUUAAAGAGACAAAAACAAUAUAACUGAAUUAGAUUAUGCAGCUUAACAUGAUGUGUAAACUUACUAGAGGUAAAAACCCUGCUAAAUGUGACCGUUUUUAACUAUCAAAAUGCUCUACUAUCUAAAUAAAACACCGUUUGGCCUGCGGCUCGUGUUGUUGAGCAGAGCCAAAUGAUCAAAUUCAUUAAAAAGAGCCGAACUCCCCCUCAAUGUUCGUUGAGCGGAAUCUCGAAUAGCGCAUGCGCAUAAUCAUUACGCAAGGGACGUUUCAGGCAAACUGACGUACAGUACGUCAAUGCGGUAGUAGUGAACGGCGGAGCCCUAGCUGUAGGUUAGAGAGAGGUCUGUACACAGACCGGUUCUCAAAAUUGAUACCCAGUGGGCCGCAGAGAUUUUCGGGGGAGCCGUUGGACGGUGAAACAAACAUGGGGAACGCGGAGAGCGGCUGCGGGGGUGGCAGCGGUGACGAGGAGGACAUAGAAACGGAGAGCCCAGGGUUCGCGGAAGACAGUCCGGCCUCUGCGGCCACUGGCGUCGGCGUUGGAGGCGGAGGAGGCUCCGGUUCUGGGAGAAGCGGAAGGGGAUCGAAUAACCUGCCAGUGCCCACGGGUGGACCACCUAGCCCCGGGGUGCUGCUAGAGCAAGUGAAACUUAGGGAGGCGGCGGCUCGUAUUAGUGACUCAGGAGUGGCUAUUCAGGAGUCGGUCCUCGCUGGAAAUGAGGGUGUCCUGGUGCGGUGGCUGGAGGACCGGCUGAACCGGGGAGAGGAGUCCGUCAAUGUGGAGCAGUUUUGUGAAAUGUUGGAGAGCAGAGACGCCCCUAGAGAUGAAUGUGAAGAGGUAUACAGGCAUAGAAACCUGCCUCCCACAUGUGAAAUGCUGUUAGUUUAAACACGCCAUGUCAGUUCUGACUCUAGUCCCAGGUAUGACACAGGUGUUUAGGGCCAUGCCCAUUUAUGAUGACUGAUAAGUGACAUGAUCGCCUGGUAAGGCCAUGAGAGGAGAAGACAUGAUAUCCUGUAAUACGUUAACUAAUCUAAAGGGUGAACUAGGAAGCAGAUAAAAAGCUGUCAUUGUGGCCCUUGUGCUUGUCAGGUGUGCUGGCAGCUUUGGCCUCCUGUAGCACAACAUGUUGCUUUGUGUGUCAUCUGUUGUUUGACCAAAGGUUGCAGAUGAAUGGGUUAACUAAUGAAUGUGUACUUUAGUCCACAAUUGGCUUUGUGUAUGUAGACAGGGAAUGUCACAGCUACAUUUUGAACAAGCCUUUGUACUUUGGUUCAUCUACAAACUCUACUGGUUUAGGAUGCAGAGCUGCUACUCAAUCUUUUAUGUACAAUCAAAUUAUGAUUAAAUUACUUUAACAUCACAUAACUUUAUUAAAAUGUCCAGAGGCAAUUUGUGUGACGCAGCUUGUAUACAGAAAAUAACAUAGCAAUAAAAUUACACCCAGGCUCAAAUAUUGAGUUUAGACUUAGAUAAACACUGGUAUUCACAAACUGAAUAGAAUUUAUAAAAAGUAAUGACUUAGAACAGUGCAGAACAAGUAUACAGUCUGCCUCACAAAUAGAGGUUUAUGUCAGGGCAGGAAUAUGUGCUGUCAUGUCAAUAUCAACCAUAUCCCAAGUGUAAUGAUGUGUGCUGUCCCUGUCUCAGGCCUUUGGACAGUUUGAUGCAGAGGGAGAUGGGGUGGUGGACGUAGAGAGCAUGCUAAUUGCUCUGAAGAACUCCAAUGGAGCCAAUCUCAAGGGAGAGCUGAGUCAUGUGAUUAGACAGCUACAGGCGUGCUCCCUAACUCCAGGUAUGAGAUGUGAUUUGUUUACCAGGAUAAGCAGAGCCUGCAUUAUUUGAAUAGGUGUUAUAUAACAAGAUGGAGAGGAGCUAACUCUGCGUUUCUUUUCAUCUUCUCUUUUAUGUUUUUUUUUUUUCUUUGCAGGUUUUGUUGACAUUUUCUCCAAGACCAAAGACAGGUUAGGGGCACAUGCCUCUAAGAUCCUUAAGUUCCUACACAGGAACCGUAUUCCCAGUAGUGCCAUCCCUUUCCCUAUCUUAGAAGGCUACAACAGUAUCUGCACCAUGAGGUCUAGCGUGGUCCAGGACUUCUUGGAGUUUCUCUUACAGAAAGAAAAAGGUGAAUACGAGAGUGACAAAUAAGAGCGGAAUAAUGGGUUUAAACUAAGAAUGAACUCUUGGAUAUUUUGAGAGUAAAAGCUUAAAUCUUAUUUCCUAAUGUGUCUGUGUUUCAGAUUUAGAUAUCCAGUACCGAGCAGAGCUGGACCGUGACCCAGAGGUGGACAAGGUGAAGGUUGUCACACAGUGCUAUAGCAUGAUCGAAGCGUCGUCCAACGCUUCAGACGUUGGCAAGAUGACGAAUGGGGAAACAACAUCUUUCUGGCAGUCGGAUGGCAGUGCACGCUCACACUGGAUAAGGCAAGGAUCUCUGCUAUGUCAAAUGAGACUCUGUGUCCAUGUUAUGUCGCUUGUUCAUCCUUGUUUAUAUCAUCUACUUUGACUCACACUUGUCUCUUUACUGUCCUCAGAUUGAAAAUGAAACCAGAUGUGGUGUUGAGACGUUUGGCCAUCGCUGUGGCUUCCAAUGACCACAGCUACAUGCCUCAGCUGGUCUCUGUCGCUGUUGGGAAGAACCGGCGUUCCCUACAAGAGAUCAGAGACAUUCGGAUCCCCAGCAAUGUCACAGGCUAUGUAGCUCUCCUGGAGAAUGCCAACAUCACACACCCCUGUGAGUUAUGGACUGACUGUCUUCUGCCUGCUUUUUUAAAGUUUGUUUCAGCUCUGGUUUGUUUUGGUCUUUGACUGAUGCGUGUGGAAAAACCAUCUUUUCCCCCUCCUGUGAGAUCAGAGCGUGAUGUAAACUUGAGAAAAGAAGCACAGCAAGCUUCCCUGAGCUCUGAGCUUCAAUCUAGCCACAGUUAAGGAGUUAUAGUAAGGCUCUUUGUGUUUUUCCCCUUUGCUGCUGAUAGGGGUUAGAACGGGGAUUUCCCUUCUUAGCUUCAGGUCUCAAAAGGUUUUUUGUGGAGCCUACAGGCCAAACUUGACCCUACUUUAUUUAUUUAUUUAUUUAGAUUAACAAUACAACAUCAAGAAAAUAUCCAUUAAGAGUGGCAGCUGUGAGUAAAAACAGUCAGAUAUUAGCAAAAGUUCAAACAUGCUGAAAUGCAGACUUGUCCAUCACAGCCACAUGUGGUUAACUUGAUUAUUGACACUUCUGCUCUGUCUGCAGCACAUGUAGCUGCUUGUUGUCCUCUCAAGAACAAGAUGACAGUGUAGUGUGUGAUAUUAAGGAGUACCUAGUUAGACACACUUUGCGGAUCUGGUUCACUCAUUUUACAAAACUCCAACCACACUCUUGCUCACUAAAACUCCUUUUAGACUCAGUUUGCACUGUGACGCAUAAUGGUUACCACAGAUGUCAGGGAACAAAUGCAGUCAUAGCACAGGCGUCAUAUUUUUUGGAUAACUUUUUAUCAUUUAUUGUUGUAUUCUUUACUUUUUUAUUAUUUUUUAUUUUUUAUAUGUUCAAAAUUAAAUUCCAUCAAUCAAUAAAUCAAUUUAUACACUGGGACUCAGAUCUAAAAGCACUUGUUGCUAAUGAUGUAAUGACACCUGAAUAAUCCGCGUCAGAGAGCACAGGUGGGCUCCAAGUUGAUAGCAAAGAUGGAUGAAGGCAAUCUGAGAAGCAGAGGGGGAAGAGUGUUUGUGAAAAGAGGAAGAGGAAGACCAAGAACAAAGUAAGAUUCUGUCUCUGCACAAACUAUCUUUUGAAGUCUACUGCAGGUGGGUCAUCUCACACAGAGAGACACGGAGGUCACCGCUCUGUUACUGUAGCAGACACACCACCAGUUCUGAUGAUGAAUCAAACUGAUGAAGGGACAAUACAGGAAAUCUUGACAGUGCAGUGUGCCGGAGUCUUUUUAAGUUUUGGUUUUCAACUCCAGUUGGACAAAAGUUUUCAUUCUUUUGUCAAAUUUAUCUUCAGUUUUAGAUAUUUUAUGAUUUAGAGUCAGAAACUUAACUUACUCACCCACACUUGUCUUAAAAAGUGGCCUUUUUAAACUGGACUGACUGCUGUGUUUCCUAUUCUGUGCCGCUGUGUGUACUGCCGGCUCAGUAGGGUUUUUAUUCUAACUGCUGUGUUUACGAUGGGAAAGCAGGGUUUGAUUUUGAGCACAGAGAAAACUGUUUUGAAACGAUUGCUUGAUUUGGGUAAAAGAAUCAUGAGUUCUGUGUUUGUGGUUAUGAAAUUGAGUUUUGAAAUUCUCAGUUUGGAGAAAAGGUUGGAAGGUUUAAGAAGAGUGUCUACUCAAUUCAGAAAAACAGUAAAUGAUAUUAUGAGUAGACUUGCUUAGUUAUCAAAGAACAUGCAAAGAUUAUUGAUGGUUUGAAAUCUAUUCUUCAUCACCAGUUCAGUGGGUCAGUGUUGGCUUGCUUGUCACGUUCCUCCUCAUUCAUCUAUAAUGGUGACUUUACUCUCUGCACGCUGAAUAGUCAUGUGACCAAACUAACAUGCUGUGCAUACCACCACACACACAAACUGUCAGAGCAGCUGAUGGGUGUAAGCAUCAAUCAGAAGAGGGGCUGCAGUGCUCUUACACAUACAUUAAUUUAACUCACAAGCCUUUUGGCGCGGAUGUAAUUGCACAUUCCCACAGCUUGCAAUUGGUGUUAGAUAAAUCUUGCAGCGCUCAUGUUGAGACUUAUGUGAGGAGUUUUUAGCUGGUCAUGAAACAGACCAGAAUGAGACAGAUGCUUGUGUGACAAAGCAAACAAGACCAUGGGGGACAAGAAGAAUAAUUUCUCUGGAGUUGUGUUUAUGGAUGCCUGUAGCCCCUGCCACAGCUGAGCGUGUGAUAAAGUGAUUUACCACAUACCAGAAUAAGCCUCUGCUUACAAUUUCAUCUGCAAAGACCGAUGCAUUUGAGUGUUUAAACAAGAGAGUAUAAUAUUUACUUCUAACCCCUUCCAAGGACAAAAGCAGCAAAAGGAAACUACCAGAAGAUUAUUAUAGAUCAUUUAUUAGUUUGUCUAUAGGAGGCACCGAAUUCAACAGAAACCAAAAGUUUAUAAAUCUUUUUAAUAGUCAUGCCAGUUAGGGCUGGGUGAUAAAUCAAAAAUUUACUGAUACCGAAAUUUACGACAAUAACCAAUCUCAUUUUGCCCAUAUCGGUAUAUUCGGUGUCAAAAAAAUAAAUAAACAAUAGUCGGUUUUUGAUGUGUGUAGGUAAGCUAAGGUCUCAUGUCCCUUUAAGACACUGUCCUACGUCAGAGCCGUGACUCCACUCCAUCUAAUCUGUAACAAAGAGGGAAAGACAGGUGAGGAGAUGGAGGUCAGUUCAAAAGUUGUAGCGGCUGGAGCGGCGGCUGAAGUAGACAAAGUUAAUGUGGGAGGGGGUGAGCAGCUUGUGGAGUAGUUAUCAUCCAUUUAUCGUUAAAGAGGUGAACUAUUCAGUAUAUCAAGAUAUAGAUUUGAGGCCAUAUCGCCCAGCCCUAAUGCCAACGUAAGUUUGUUUUGUUGUCAGUCUGUCCUUCUCAGUUAAAAAAGCCCUUCCUUGAUGCCAGAUCUGUGAUGCAAUCACAUAUUAUAAUAAUGUUGUACUGUCGUUGGAUUGUUGGUGUAAAUUUCAGUCAUUCUUGAAACACAUGAUGAAGUUAUUUUUGUAUCAUGUAUUCCAUCAGUCCUCUAACUGCAUCAUGUCUUUCACCAACCCCAGACAUCCAAAUCAACAUAAAGCGGUGCCUGAGUGACGGAUGCGACACACGGAUUCAUGGUUUGAAGACUCUGGGUUAUCAGAUUACCAAGAGUAAAGAGGUGUCUGUGUCGGACGCUUCGGCCAUCUGGUACCUGUCUCUCCUCACCUUGCUGGUCACUGCGUCCAUGGAGACCAACCCUGCACUCGCUCAGACUGUCCUUCAGAGCACACAGUGAGAUGAACAGCCCGUUCUUUUUCACGUGGAUGUACUUAUGGCUUUUAAACAAUGACUUAUUUUAGUUCAAUUUCUGAAGUCUGUUUCUGUUGUUUUUUUUCUUGUUUUCCACAGAAAAGCCUUACGACACAUGCCGCCGCUGUCCCUAACACCCUCAUCCACAGAGUUCCCAAAGUUCUUCUCUCUGAACAUCCUGGAGGAGGUGGAUGGAUUUCUCCUCAGGAUAGCAGAGUAAUGACGAUUACAUCAGCACACUUACUCAUCACUGCCACACUGAGCUCAUGAUGCUGACAUCAUCACAAUGAAAACAGGGCUGAGGCCAGAGUAUUGAUUCAGCUGGGCAAUGACACACACACACACAUUGUUUGAUUUUAUACCCCAUGGAUCCCUCACAGGUGGUCAGAGUCCUUAUUAUAAAGUGGGCGCUAAAAUUAAAAGAUUAUUCAAAUUAAAAUGAAUUUACUUUGUUGUAAAAUAGUGAAAAUGAACAAAUUUCACAUCAUUUCUAAUUAUAAGCUGACUAAGAAAGUCAAAAGUAAAUAAUUCAUUGUGACACUAUAAUCAAUUCUUCUGAUCACACAGAUAUGAGUAAGUGAGUGUAUUUUAAUGCUUUCUUGAGAUUAAACACACAUUUGAUAUGAAUUCUGACCAUUUUUAUUCUACAUGAAUAUAAUCACCCGGCCAAAAUCAAUGCAACACAGUAAAACAGAGCCGCUUAAAGAGAUGCUUGAACUAACUCUUGUUGUUUUGUUGCAGCUGCUGCGUGAGUCCUGAUGCAGAGCUGACCCUCCUCGCCUUCGCCUUGGCCAGGGGCAGCGUGGCAAAGAUCCUCCAGGCUCUGUCCUGCAUCAGCGACCAUUUAGAGGCCGAGUAUAAAGCCUCUGCUCUCAUCGUGUCCAUGGCCUCCGUCAGACUGCGGCUACUUAAUCGCAAUGGUAACGCGACCAGCCUUCCUUUACUCUCACUCACCGUAAGACAUUUGAAACCACAGACCUGGAAGAGAAAGUGCUUAGCCCACACAGAGGAGAUGCAUUAGUGAAGUGCGCUGUGGAAAAAUUGCUAAUUCUGUUACAAAGCUGCAGUUCAGUGCUUCACAGUACAGGAACGACAUCCUAGCCUGUGUGGAAAAUGAUGAAAGGAUAACCUGUGGUGUUAGAGAAAAUGCAUCGUCACACUGACUGACGUCUCAUUACAGGGAAGCCUCUCCAGCUGCACCUGCAGGCCUGUGAUGUGAAGAGUAAAGAAGAGAAAUCAGGACCAGAAAACAUGCUCACAGAGACCUCCACUGGAGACGGUACAAACAAAACUGGUCUAGAAAAUAACAACUUCAGGCUUGUACGUCUUCUGGUCCUCAGUUAUAACUGAAUACUUUUGUUCCUUUAAAGGUUUUCUCACAGAGAGUGGCAGGAAAAGGGCCAGUGUGAUCCUGUCGACAGAGGACCAGAGCAACUUCCAGGUCACUCAGAUGAAGAUCAAAGUGAGGCACAUUUUGGUUUCAUUGAGAAUCUCGCCAGAAAACAGAGCUUUGCUGCAGAUAAACAUCAUCUCUGGUUUGUGUUUCAAAGGUGCGAAAAGGAGCCAUCGGAGCAAAAUGUGGUCUGGUGUUUGCAUACAAGGAAGAGGACUCUUUUGAUGCUGAGAAGCACUUCAAGAGGUUCAAAAAGUAUGACUCCUGGGACUACAAGGCUUACAAGGAGUUUGUACAAGAGAAGUAAGGAUGUUUCAAAUUUAUCAUUCCUUAUUUUUGUCAACGUAAAAGUUUUCGAGCCCACAGUAAAAAAUAAAAUAAAAUAAGCUACACCUAAAGAGCAACUUAUGUCAGUGGAUCACACAGUACACUAAGGGUCAGUUAGCUUGAGAGACGAAACCCCUCUUCACUUUGGUGGUCCUGUGGUUGUGAAUGCGAGUGGCUAACCCAUGCUGUUACCUGACCUGCAGUGUAAGGAUUCCUGCACGGUCAGAGGACGAGCCGAUUGGCUGGUUCGAGCUUGAAGAUGACUGGAACGAUGUUGAGAUCAAACUGCAGCAGUGUCGUGUUGCAAAGGUACAUAACUGCAUCAAGUUGAAAGCUAUGACACAGUUAGACAUCUAUUUUCUUCAUGCAUUAUUCAACCCCAUCAAGCAUUUAUUCUAUAAAAUAUGUUUCCAUGCCACCAGACAUCCUGCUAUUUAUUAUUUAAAGCUUCCCAUAUAGAGCUAAGAAUAAUAUUGCUACUAGAUAAAGUAUCCUGAGUUAAGGCUGACAGUGAUUUUUUGUUGCGAUUGAAUUAACAGUUUUCCCUUCUUUUCAGUUCUUGAUGGUGAAGUUCCUGUGCACCAGGCAGGACUCUGCUGAGCGUCUCGGGGUGCAGUCCCUCACCUUCAGUGGCUACCUGUGCCCUGGAGCAGAGAGGCUCGCAGACCUGGACGACCUCAGUCCAGAGGGAGAAAGCUUUGAACAUGACAGCGUGACCGGCCUUUGUCUUCUUAACAAGACACUAUUCUUCAUACAGCAGCUAACGCGAGACAUGGUGAGAACAGAGGUCUCAAAUCAUCAAAGUUUUAGCUCACACCAGUGAGAUAACUUUAAAUCAUGACCAUGACUCAUGACUGAAAACUUGAAAAUCUUCUUUGACCUCUGCAUGAUGUCAGUUUAUACUUGCAGCUACAUGAAAUAUGACAAAGCGUAGUGACAAUAAGGUGAAGAUCUGCUGCUCGUGUAAAAUAACAUUAGUGUAAUGGUUAGUGAAAGCAAAAGCAGAAGUACAGAUUAAACUCAUCAUAGGUUUCAAAUUGAUGUCAGCUGUAUCAGAGAUCAUGUGCCAACACAAACCGGAGAGUAAAACCACCUAUCUUUCAAAAUGAUACUGCAUGAUAACCAGUAUACUUCAGAAGACUUUUCGCCAACUCACAAACACGUGUAAGAUGAAAUUUUUUAAAGUUUUGGACUGGAGCUGUCUCAGAAUGCAAACUUGAUCCUAAAUUAGAAACAUAGACUGUUAGAAACCACAUUCAAAUUUCAGCUACAUUUGAAUUUAUGUAUAUCUGUCACAGACCAGUGCAGGAUGUAAAUAAUGCUGAUUCAUGCUUUUUCAUUUCUGGUUUAUGCUAGUCAGGUGCUGGUUCAGUUAAAGAUUCAACUGGCUGUGGAAGUAGACAGUAGCAGUAGCUCUGCUGUUGUAGCUGGAUUAUAGUUUUGGCUCAUUGUUAUCCAGUCGGUGCUGUAUAUUCACUGGGCUUCAAUUAAUGACCUUCCUCAUGAUGUUUAAGUGAAGAUUUAUUCACAACUGAUCAAUAAUUUUAUUUCUUUACAAAUAUUUCAUUAUAUUUUCUUUAACUUUGAUAUCGAAGUUAAAAUAAAAAUGUCUGUAAUAAUCUUUGAACUUAAAGAAUAAUGGCAAUACCGCUGGAGUUUGUAAAGGCUUUUUUGCCAACACAUGACAAACCUGCUAAAGUGAGUUUGGAAAUGUGAUGCAAUGUUGACUAGGACUAAUUACUCUUGAAAUGUUCUCGUACUAAACAACACUAAUAAUAGACAGAGGGUGAACAAAGUAGAAUCAUCUUGUUUGUGGCAGGAAACUCUCACAGUUUAUGAGAAUUCAUCACAAUUUAACACAAAACUAACAUAUGAGAAAGACCUGAUUGUAGUCGUAUAUCUGAGACUUCAAAGAGAGCUUGAUUAUUUUUUAACUUAUAACUUUUAACUUAUUUUUGUGCCUGCUUAUUUUACUCAUCCUAUUUCACUUUCACUUCAUUCAUUCAUUUCUUCAUAGUGGCUGAGUCUGCCCACCUGUGGCCACAAGGAGUCAUUACAACAUCUCCCAUUACUGUGCUGCUGACAUAUCAAAAGAAGCUGGUUUAUUGUUUGUAGUUGUUUCAUACUGCUCUUCUCUCUCUUUCUCUCUCUCCACGUCUGCAGGAUGCCUCACACUUCAAGCAGAAGUAUCUUCUGGACUUCACUGGCCUCGGUCUGGACCUUUUCUGGAGCUUCUACAAUAAACUCAGGGAGAUGUGAGUAUUAGCACUUUCACUUGUGUUUUUAAUUCAUCCUAUGUUCAUCAUUCAUUCAUUAGUAGAUAUCUGUUAUAUAAAAUAGCAUCUGAAUUAUCUUUCAGGCUAACUUGUCAAGGUGCAAGACAAGUAUACACUCAUUAAUGAUUUUACAGAGAUUGUCAAUGGCAUAUUUGCAACAGCUUUAUGAAGUGUUGAAAUUCAGGUUGAGGCCUACAUCUAUGGUGAGCGAUUGGAGCAUACGCUCAAAUUAAAGGCAAUUAUUGUGAGCAAUUUCAGUCCUGGUUAAUUCCCCAUGUCCAGUGGUAAAAAAAAUGUGUAAAAACCAUAAAACUAUAGUAAAUGACCUGAAAUGCUAUUUUUGUACUUUUGUUUGUAUUAGACUGGAGCUGUUCUUCUCAUUAUUCUGAGUUCUGCGCUGCUUUAAAAAGACUGAUAAGAGACAGGAGGAUGACUGUCUUUCAAACACUAUUUAAGAUCAGUACAAACUCAUUUGUUUUGGAGCACCUGGUUGAUGGGAAGUUUGAAACACAGCUUCUGAUUGGCUGGUAGACACUACAAUUCAUCUAAACUGAUUUCUAUCAGAAUUCAAGACUUUUUACCUCUUUUAAUGAAUAUUAAAGCCUCUGUACAGACGCAAAGUUUGAGGCCUGACCACUCUUAAAAUUGGUCUAGCUGUUUUGUUUAGAACAAAAUAAGUAAGCCCUGUGCAUCCAGUGCCCCACAGAUGUAAAAAACAUUACAAUGAACCAACAUAUUAGACCUAAAGGGAUCAGUAUUUAAAAAAAUUAAAAGAAGAAAAUCUGGUGACAUUCAUGGAGAUAAAGGGUGAUGAAAAGUUGCAGUAAUGUCUAAAACUGACUUAUCAGGGUCAACUCUGUGAACAAACUGUUUGUGUCUGUCUCAGUGAGGGGGAGGAGGUGCUGAAGAGCAGAGUACUGCUGCUCCAGCUGAUGCAGAACUGUUUCCCCAUGCUGCCCAACCCAGUGGAGCCCCGGAGCCCAGAAGACAGUAAAGGGCCCGAUGAGGGAGCCAACGCAGGGGCUGGUCCGUCCACAUCCAGCACUACAGAGCCCCAGUCUGAGUCCGUGAGGGCCGUGUGGGAUAUUUACACCCACCUCUGUCAUGGUAAGAACCAGUUCAGUUUCAUAUGAGAGAGUUUAAUGUGAGAUUUCUCAAGUAACUAUAGUUGAUUUGUCAGAAUUGAUGAAACUUAAAUUAUGCACUUCUUUGGGCAUUUUUUGCUUUCAUUAGAUAGACUGCUAAAGAGAGACAGGAAAUGUAGGAAGUAGAGAGUAAAGGGUGUUAAGCAGCGAAUGAUGGUGUGAUGAUGUAAAAAACUGUCUUUGCAGACUGUGUAAUGAAGAGGACAUUGCUUUGCUUGGCUUAAAAAUGCUGUCAUUACACAGUUUGCAAACAGAUUUUUUCAGUGGUUACAAUAUUCUCAAAAAUGUCACAGCACAUGGAGCACAGUGGAUGAGGUCUGCAAUAAAACUGGUUUAAAAUGUAGAGUAUUGUUUUAUAAGAUACUUGUUAAGGAAAGAAGCUUCCUGUAGAUUAGACCAUAUUCUGAGUCACCAAAAAAAGAACACUAAGUUUUGAGGGUUUUUUGAGUGUUUGCUAUGGGCUUCUAACUCAGUUAAACAGAUAUUCUGAAUUACCAAAAAGACACUUGAGCAGGCCUCUUAGAGAUACUGAAAAAUACUCAUGCAAAGUUAUGUUUAUAAACAAUAUAUUCAUUUAUCUAUAGCAUUUCUCCUCAACAACAUUAUCAGUCACAUACAAACAUUUCUCCCCUUUUCUUUCGCUGACCGGCAGACAGUUCAUGCGUGCGUCACAUCAGUGGUUUUGCAUAGAAGUGAGCGGCGGGGCAGAGCAGCAGAGAGCACUGAUGCUCUGCACUGUUUUAUAAUAUCAACUCUCGCUCAUGGGCUCUCGAAUAACAUGUGAACACCUUGGCAGUGCAUUCUGGGAUUUGUAGUGUAUUAGCAGGGUAUGCAGGCCAGCUCUAAUAGUGAUCAGAUUUUAUCAUGCGGGCCAAAGAUAAUUACAUUGCGAGCCGGACCUGGCCCCACGGACCUUGAGUUUAACAUGUGUGCUGUAGAUGUUGACUGAGUCAUAUCAGCGUAGAAGUGGUGCACAGCAUAUGCAGAAAAAAUGAGUAUCUUAUCAAAGUCUUGUAGUUGACUUUCCUUUAAACAGUGAUUGUUUUUUUGUCUAAAAUCAACAUGGUAUAGCUAAAAUAUCUGUAAUGUUUGUGUUUCAGUUGUGGAUGGUCCUGAGGGUGAGGCAUUAGUGGAAAAAGCUUUGCACAAAGAAGCAGUCAAGGCCAUUUUGAACGGAGCGGCUGUUUUCUUCCCUGAUAAACACAUCAGGAGGGACAAACUCUUCCACAUGAUGGUGAGUUAAUUGAAAAAUAUACAGAGAAAAAAAUGAUCAUAACUCUUAGUUUACUGAAAUUUAUAAUGAAACUUUUCUGCAGAAAAAUAUAACAGAAGAGGAUCAGCCCGAGUCAGUGAAGGUGACGUUUGAAUCGCUUUGUAAUUACUUCAGGUAAGCAGGCUGAACAUAAACAUAUUCUCAUCCACAUCCAGGCUACAGUACGACAUUAACAGAUGUGUUUUCUCUAUACAGUGACCAGGAUCCAAGUGGCCUUCUCCUGCUCCCACCUAAAGGAGCUCCUGCAGAUUUUGACAUCAGCCCCAUCCUGUCAGUCAUGGAGACUCUGCUUCUGGUGGCAACAAGAGAGGUGAGACCUUUGUAACUGUCUCACGUUUAUCAUCCUCUUCCUCUCUACAUCUCUGAUGCUCCUCUGAAUCCACCUGUUUCCUCUUCUCCUUCGUCUCCUAGUGUGAGGUGAUGAUGGUGGAUGAGAGCAGUGGGGCAAGCAGGACAGUGCUGCUGUCCUUGUUCUGGGCUCUGCAGGGGAGUCUGCUCUCCUGGUGCUACCUGCAGCUCAAAACAGGAGCCUCCUCCACCAUUGCCAUGGAGCUGGCCAGAGACAUCCUACUCAAAUGUGAGAUUGUGUUCAAAGAUCAGCCCAGCAAAUAAAAACUAAAAAGCACUAAAAACAGAAUUGUUAAAGCUAAAUCAGUUUAAGUCACAGAUGAGAAUCUAUCAUUGGCUAAAGUACGCCUCAAGAACAGCUAAAUGGUACGUAAUUUGUCUUUCAGAUGCGGAUCAGUUUUUGGGAAGUUUCAAAGCUAUCCUCAGUUCCCUGCUGGAGAAAUACACGUCUGCUGAAAUCACUGAUAAGCUCGGCAGCUCCAUUCUUGCCACGGUCUUCAGACAGCUGGUACUGCUCUGUUAUCUCAUGGAUUUGAAUAGUCUCCAUGCUGUGGUAUAGAAGCAUACAUCCUGAUCCUGAGUCAUGUUUGUUGUGGUCUUGGCAGAUGAUUUUGCUUCUCGAGCUGUGCUCUUUGGACAUCCCUCACAGCCUGCUGCUGAAGAGCUUCUCCUCUCUGGUCGAGCUGCUCAGAAACCUGUCAAGUGACACAGGAGACAUCUUCUCAAAGGUCAGGCACAUUUUCACCUCUUAAUUCACUCUCACACAGUGAAAUAUGAGGCUGUAUACAUUCCUGCACAGCAAAGAAGUAUUUGGGGCACAAAUGGCUGUGAAUUACGCUGACAGUAAUGACAGCAGUACAUAACAUCAGUGUACCAAGAGCUGGCACACACUCUUGAUGCAUGAAUGUGAGGUAUUGUUCUGUGAUUUGAUAAACCAACAUUACCUUUAUCUGAAGUUAGUUUGAUGUUCAGCUCUGAUUCACACAAAUUAAAACCGAGGGGUAGAGGAGAAAUAGUAGGGCUUACAAGUCCAGGGGAACUCAAUUCUUAGGAGAAGUUGGACCACUCAGCACACAGUUCAAAAGCUAGCAUCUGUGUGGUGUACCAGGAUACAUUUAUAUUAUCAUUCAAUACAAUACAAUAGUCUUUUCACCAUUUAUCAUUUGAUUUCCAAGUUGUACCGUGUCCUGUACCUCAGGACAGCCCCACAGUCAUUAUGUGUAGUUACAUACAACCACUGUCUCUGACAAACUCUGGUUGUACCCAUAUCACUGUUAGGUGGAUCAGGAGAGCUGGCAUCAGCCACAGCAGCCCGUGGUGCUGAGGGUCUGGAACUUGGAAUCGCCUCACAACUAUGAGAACAGUCGGCACGAGACCAGCAUCUUCGCCUGCCCUGGUGCUACGUCGUUUGAGGUGGAGUUUGAUGAGCGCUGUGAGACAGAGAAGAGGUGAGCAAAGCGAAGAAUUGAAUACCGGGAUGUUUUUUUUGUCUUUUUUGUUUAAUGUAAUGUAAGACUUUUUGUCAUUAUUCGCUCUUCUUUACAGAUAUGACUACCUAGAGUUCACUGAUUCCAGAGGUGGGAAAGUCCGCUACGAUAUGAAGGUUGGGACUGAGAAAUGGCCAAAGGUAGGAUAAACAAUAUCAUUUAGCCACUUUCACAUGAAAUCCUGUUGUUUCUUAAUUCCUUAAAACACAUAUUGAUUGUUUCCUUCUGCUCCCUCAGAAAGUGACAUUUGAUGCCGGCCCCCAGCUCCAGUUCCUCUUCCACUCUGACAGCAGUAACAACGAGUGGGGUUACAAAUUCACAGUAACUGCAAUGGGUCUUCCAGAUAUCACUAUUUCUUGGAUGUCGGAUCUGCAGCUGCUAGUGGCUCGUUUGAUGGGUCGACUUGCCUCUAGAACGCUCGCCCUGAAAUCUCCUCAUGGUGAGACUCUGAAAAUCUCAUUCCAGGGAGCAUCUGACAACAACAACAUUAAAAAAAAUCUUCACUGUUUUUCUGACCCUUUAUACUCGAUUAAAAUGAUGCGGUUGCUCUGUUGAUGUCUGUUUUUAGAGAUCCGCACAGUUAAGGAGCUUCCGCCAGGGAAAAUGUCCCAUGUUCAGUCCUCUCCUCUAUGGAAACCCAUUUUGAGACACGGAUUGUGUGAAACAAGAGAGUCGAAUCGAUCAAAAACACCUGCUGACCAGGUAUGGACACAAAAACUUCAUCUAGUCAUUAACAAUAUGUAACAUUAUCACACUGCUGACACACUCAUCAAAAAAAAUCUCUGAUCUGUAGACAAACUCUUGGACUCAGGAUGAGCUUAUGAACUUCCUGGAGGACUUUGCACGUUGGAACCCAUCUCAGGAACCGGCAGACAGCAGAACAGAGCUGAUGAAGACCCUCAUGCAGACCUGCAGGAAACAGCCAAUGAGGAAUGAAAUUGCUGCUGGGCCAAAGGCAGACCAGGCUGUGAAUGCUAUUUGGGCGGCCAUGGUGUACCACACACCAGCACUCAACCACGCACUGAAGACCUAUGGUAACACCCGACUACGAUCAGUGGUCCAUGAGCAAAAGUAUCCGCUCAUAAUAAUCCUGUGUGGUUUAUGAACCUGAUCGACUCCCUCCCUCUGCUUCUCUUUGUACGAACAGUGAACCAGGACUGCAGGUCGUGUCUGAGUGAAGAGUUUGGGCAGGUGUACUCGCUGGCUGACAGCAUCAGAACCUGGAUGGUAAGAGUUUGAGAUUCUGAUCCAGUAUCUGCUGCAGAGCUGACACAUUACCAUAGUACUCAUCUAUUGUGUUUUUUUAAUUUAUCAGCUGGAGAUGAAGCAGAGGUACCUCGUCGGUAAAAUGAAUGUUCCAGACGAGAAGGAAGGAGGUCAAGAUGAGGUCACUUUGGAGUCACUAGGUGAGGACUGAAACUGUUGUGAAUGUGAAACAUCAGGAACACUUUGAAUUCAGCUGCAAACAUCCAACUGAGCUCAUGGAUGCACUAAUUAGAACUCAGAGGUCAAAGGUCAGUGUGAGCUCUCUGAAACGAUUUGAGCACAAUUUCAGAUUUCAUGCUAUUAUAACAGCAAAACUGAAACCACAGAUAAUAAGGUAACAACAAUUUUUUUUUUUAGUCAGAGGUCGUCUUGAUUCUGACAUCAUGACUCUCUGAAACAAAACAUUUUUAUUGGUCUGAUUGGACUCUACAGAGCCCGGGAGGUGACAUUAACUUUUUUUUUAAAUCUGCACAUGCAAUUUAGUGUCUCACACAUGUGUUUUAUUAUAUCUUUUAUUAUAUUAUAUCUUUCUUGAUCAUCAAACUAUGAGCGUGGUCUAGACCUGCUCUUGCUCUUUGAAAAGCGUCUUGAGAUGACGACUGUUGUGAAUUGGCGCUAUAUAAAUAAAAUUUGAUUGAUUGAUUGUUUACAAACCGCAUACGCAAGAUACAAAUAAAAUGCAUGUACGAGAUACUAAAUCGCAUGUGAGAAUUUAAAAAAAAGGAAAGUUCAUGUCACCUCCCAGGCUCCGUAGGACUCCACAAAGACAAGAUCAGAUUUUGGUGGUCACAUCAGUAUUAAUCAUCAGUACCAUAUUUAGUUGAGUUAGGUGUGUCUGAUACUGGAAUAAAAUAGCUUGUUCUCAUGGAGAUGCUGAUUUAAGAAAUAUUUUGUGGGGUCUCUUAAUUUCACCUCAAGCCCUAUCAUCAGCCUUGUUUUAAAUUUGAUCAUCCUUAACUGCGACUGAACUGGUCAUCAGAGACAUGCAGUACAACCCCAGGGCAGCACUUCAAGAGUAGAUAUUAAUUCUCAGACUUCUGUCUCUUUCUUCUUCUCUAGCUGAGAUGUGCAUCGAGAAGAGCCUCUUGCUCUUCAGGUUUGCUCCAUGUGGAGUUCCGUAUCAGGACAAUGACUCUUCCAAAGCUGCAGAGGGAAGUACUGCUCCACUCCUCCGUUCGAGUUCAAUCUCAGAAGGGGAUUUCCAGCCUAGCCCCCCCCUGGGACCCCAGGCUGCAGGGCCCGAGGAGAGCGGUGAUGCUAAAGUUGGACAGAGUCUGCCCUCUGGUGUCCAAACCCAAAACUCUGCUUCAUGUGGACACAGCAAGCAGAGCCACAGGGGCUCCACAGAGAGCCUCUCUUCCGCUUCAGGGGACCCAGCCUCACCUUCCACUUUCCCCCGUAAAGCUCCUUUCAGCCGAGCUCGCCUCCGCCUCCUGUCCUGUAGAUCUAUAGAAGAACCCCGUAUGACCCCAUCUGUAAAGGAUCGCUACCCGAUCCUCAAACACAUCCUGAACUUUAUAAGGGACCAGGCUCUUACUACAGCAAGGUAACUCGCCUUCAGUCUUCUACUUUUUUUAAAUCAUUUGCCUUGUUGUAGCACACACAGUGAAGUAACUCAGUUCUUCCUCCUGUAGCAUUCUGCAGACCCUGUCCCUGAGCAAAGCCCAGGCCCUGAGUGUAUGUAAGGUCCUGGAGAUGGUUCAGCAGUGUUUACAUUCUCUGGGGAAGCCGCACCUCUUUCAAGCCCCCUGCAUCCUGUUUCUGCAGGAGCUGCUGGCGUGUCAGAAAGACUUCACCAGGUACAUACAGUACAUAGAUGUUUUUGUUUUAGUCAGUUUGUUAAAUAGGUGUGUUCUUGGCUGGAUCCAAAAGCUAUGAAAACCCCAUAUUGGCUCACUUCAUUGAAUUCAAGAGUUUUUCCCCUGAUAAUUGUUGUCACUAGAUGGCGCCCUUGUUUACGUAUUUGACUGUUCUGUCAAAAGGUGUGCUGUGCAUGCAGAUGUGACAUCAUUACGCUGUAUGUACACCUUGUUAUGUUAUGAGAGGAGCAGACACGGCACCUGCAGUUGUGUCUUAUGCUCCUCUACUGGCCUCAAUAAAUGAGCCAAAGGCUAAAGAGUGAAGAUCGAGUCACAGAAGAGAGUCACUGUUGGAAUAAGUGUUCACAUGGACGCGUUUUGGAGUAACGGUAUAAAACACCCCUCUUGAUCAGAAUACAAUUUCUUUCGGAUUUAGCCGAAUUGGAUCAGAAUUUUCCGAUCGAUAUGUUUGCAUGGCACUUUUUUUUUCCGAUCGGGCCUUUAUUCCUAUUAUUUGUGCCCAUGUAAACGCAGCUACUGUGUUCUGUCACAGAGUCUGAACAAAGUGGGUUGGCCCAAAAAACUGUUAAAUGGUGACCAACUUUAUCUUCUGCAUGGUUAUACAUUCAAAAAAGCACCCUAGACAUAGCUGGACCCAUUUAUUGAAAAUCUUUAUCUCUAAUGUUUGAUUGUUUUCUGCUGUUGUUGAUAUUUGGUAUAAAACUCCUUUUUUAAAUGAUUAUGCUGGCUUUUUUAAAAAUCUUUGAAAAGGUGGGAAUCUUCGGGUUACACAUGAAAAAACAACACUAGUUUGAUUAUUGAAAGAAAAAAAUACUUUAAAAGGAAAUGAAUAUUGUGUAAAAAAUUCUAAUUAAUGCUGACACGAGCCUUUUCAGUGGAAUCACAGUUAAGCUCUUCUUUUGAUUUGUCUCUUUCAGUUAUUUCUCUCAGCUGUCAGACAGCGGGCAGAAGCUCGGGGAGGAGGUGAGGCGUUCCUACCAUCAGCUGGUGCUUAUGCUGGUGGAGGCAGUUCAAGGUUUCAGCAGCCUCAAUGAGAAGUAAGCCUAUCUUUAUGAAACCCUUCAUUCAAACUAAAACAAAGCAGUAAUAGAUGGUGAAAAGUGUGAUUUGUCCCAGAGUGUAAUUGACUCUCAUGACUGCUCAGCAGAGCUCUGCUGCCGGCCCUGUCCUGUGUGCAGACCUGUUUGUUGCACCUUCUGGACAUGAGCUGGGAGAUCCAUGACCUUCCUCUCUUUCUGGAUAUCAAGCUGCCUGAGCUCCUGCUCAGCAUGUCCCAGGAGAACAUCAGUGUGCACGACAUCGCUAUCAGGUAGUACAAGACACGUCCCAGAAAAUAAAACAUUAAAAAAAAGACAUUUUUUUUCUGCUAAUAACAGUGACUCAUGUUACAGUCUGAGCUAAUUUGUGCUAAAUGAAGCUGAAUCAUGUCAUACAACACGUCGAGCAGUAUCUCAACCGCUUAAACGUGCAGAGAUGAUGACACAUGUUUUUCUGUUGUUCAAAAUUCAUCAGUCAAUGGACGGAGGAGGAUGAAAUUGCAGACUAUAAAAAGAACCAGGAGUGGAUGGAUGAGUGCAUGGACGGGAUGUUUGAGAAGUGGUAUGACAAAAUCGAUGAAGAGGACUCCAUGGAGGACAGGAGGAAGGUAUGUCACAGUGCAAGGAAGACAAAAGUUCAAAUGCUAGUGAUUAAAAAAAAAAAAAAAGGAAAAAUGAACUAAUUUCCCUUACUGACCGCCUAUGUUAUCUAUUUGUAUUAAGUCUGACUGCUGAUAUAUUUAUUCAGUUUCAUCUUGAUGGAAAUGUUUCUAAUCUGAAAUGUUUAUUGUGUGCUAUUCACAGAUGCACAUGUUCAUCGCCCGUUACUGUGACCUGCUCAAUGUUGUGAUCUCCUGUGAUGGCUGUGAGAGGAUGGCACCUUGGCACCGCUACAGAUGCCUGCAGUGCAUGGACAUGGACCUCUGCAAGACCUGCUUCCUCAGUAAGCACACAUACUCUUCUUAUACCGUCACACAGGAGGAUCUGUUAGCCUCGGCUCCAGGGUAAUAAAGAAACUGCAUGUAAUUGUGUGAUUGAUAAACAGGUGGAGCAAAACCUGAAGGCCAUGAGGACGACCACGAAAUGGUGAACAUGGAGUACGCCUGUGACCACUGUCAGGGGCUCAUUGUGGGCAGCAGGAUCAACUGUAACGUCUGUGAGGACUUCGACCUGUGCUUUGGCUGUUACCAUGCAAAGAAAUACCCGGACAGGUGACCCAUUUCAAAUCACAUCUAAUCCUGUUAAACUGCUUUUCAUUUCUCUCUGAGUUUGGUGGUUAAUUAUUAUUUUUAUGUUCUUUUCUUCAGCCACCUGCCCACCCAUCGGAUCACAGUGUACCCCAUGGUGACGAUACGAAUCAGUGACCGUCACCGCCUGAUCCAGCCCUACAUCCACAACUACUCCUGGCUCCUGUUUGCUGCUCUGGCCCUCUACACGUCAGAGCUGAGCAGUGAGAAGCAGACAGAGGGAGAGUCUUUGGACAGCAACACUUUGAGCCAGGCAGCAGACCUGCAGACAUGCUGCUCCCAGCUCAUCACGGACUGCCUGCUAAAGGGGCAGACCGGCAAAGGUAAGCCUAAUUUAGAGUUUAACUAUCUGUCAUUUUAAAACCUUUUGAUGAUGCUAGGUUAACUCUUCAAAGGUGCCAUGUUGUCCCAAAGCUAGCAAAAGUUGUCAUGAUAUUCUGAUAACUCUGAUUGAUUAACCUUGAUACCAUCGUCAUUGCAGGUCUACGUUCCUCUGCCUUGCUUGCUCUGCUGUCAUCCAAUGACUUGUCCUCGGAGAGUGAGCUGUGUCCAGUCUCUCCAGAGUCCUCUCAGGAGCUCAGUACAGCCACUGACACCUCCUCUCUGCCUGGAUCCACUGCAGCAAUCUGCUCCCCGACAUCUCCGAAGGAAAAGGUAAGAAACAGAAGCAAGAUCAUGCAGAACACAAGUGAUCCUACAUUGAUCCAUUGUGAUCCAUUUAAGAUCUGGAUUUAUAUGACAUGAGAAGCUAAGUAGAGACAUAUGGGUGUGCAGUAAUACUCAGUUUUAUAAUGGUGAUACAGUGGUCUCCUAAAGUCCACACUCUUGGUUGUAAACAUACUAAAGGGCUGUCAUUUCACCUCAAGAGCAAACCACCAGCCAAAGAGAAAAAGCCAAAAGAGGCGGGCUCACCGCCUCCAGCUCCUCCUGAGGUCUUGUCUCCUCCAAGCACUGGAGAAGGGGACAAAAUGAAGCUUGUUACCCAGGACACCCUGGACUCCCCCAGCCUCAGCCAGACCCCUUCAGUGUCCAGCGAAGACCCCCUCUCCCCUGUGGUCAGAAGUAAGCGAUCAUAUGACCUCCUUUUCUGUGAGUUAGUUAAUUCGUGGAGAGGAGUACAGUGCCCUCAAGCUGUCUGUGUCUUUUCCUUGUUUUUCACAGCUUCAGAGUCCGGACCAGGAACAGUCAUCUCACCAACAUCCGACUUGGUCAAGGAAACAGAUGAGAGGCUGCCGCAGGUCCCCCUUCAGGAGCACGUGUUUUCAGAGUGUUCCAGAGAGAGGAUCCUGGGACUACUAGCAGCCAUGCUGCCACCAGCCAAGCCAGUACGUUAAAUUAAGACCUUUUUCUGUCUUUUCUUGACUAAGCAAGCCCAGUCCUGAUGUUUCUUAACCUGGAGAGAUAAAGCCAAGAAACACAGAGAGCCUGUUUUCAUCUCAAGGUCUUAAAAUGACCCCCCAGCAAACAAAACCAGCAACAAAUCCAAAAAGACUUUGUCAAAACAUUUGUACAUGACAUGCUCCUUGCUCCCCGAAAGGCUCAAUUUUAUUAUUGCAGAGGAAAUGACAUUUCGUCCAUUUGACAACGUAUAACAUGAAUAUGUUUUUUUUGUGUCCUCAGGGCUGCACCCUGUCACUGCCCAGUCUGAACUCCAUCCUGCCCCAGCUUUUCAGAGCUGUCAUCUCCAACGCUGGCUCUCUGAACGAGACCUUCCACCUCACGCUCGGACUGCUGGGUCAGCUGCUGCUCAGGAUCUCUCCCACGGAGGCCGACGCUGCCGUCACAGAGGCUCUGGCUGACAAAUAUGAGCUGUUGACACAGGGAGAGGCAGCCACUUUAGACACCCAGGGCUGGAAGACCAUACAACUGCUCUUUAGUCUGGGGGCUGUUUGUUUAGACAGGUAAGUGGAGGACAACCUGAGAGACAUAUACCAUUGUUAUUUAAAAAAUAAAAAACAAAUCCUUCAACCUUAACUGAUAAUAUUAUUGCUAUUUUAAUGCCUUUAUCAUUAUUAAGGUGUCAUUGUUCUCAUUAUGAUCAUUAUUUUUGCCAUUAUCUCUUUUUUUCUGUUAUAUUUCAGUAGGUUUGUUUCUUUCUUUCUCUUCCUGUCUCCCUUUUAACACAGUUUUAGCAGUUGUCUGUUUAAUAUUGAGUCUGGUUCUGUCUGUGUGUUAUCAAUAACUGUUAAAAAGACAUUUCCAACCCCACACUCAUGUCGUUUUCAUUUUUUAAUUAUAACUAGUCUCCUCUCUUCUUUUCAUGUGUUUUGCAGUCGUAUUGGUUUGGACUGGGCGUGCACAGUAGCAGACAUCUUACACAGUCUGAAUGUGUGUCCAGAGUGGAGCACAGUCAUCGCUGCCUUCACUGACCACUGUGUUCAGCAGCUCCCACAAACACUGAAACGCACCAAUCUCUUCACCCUGCUGGUGUUGGUGGGCUUCCCUGAGGUAGGUGGUGAAAAUGCCAGCGUUAAGUUUUGUACACUGUGUUCCCGGACUCUCUCUAAACACUGCUGUGUGUGUCAGGUGCUGUGUGUGGGCACCCAGACGGUGUUUAUUGACAACGCCAACGAGCAGCACAACAUGAUCCUGCUGAAACACUUCACAGAGAAGAAUCAUGCGGCGGUGGUAGACGUGAAGACACGCAAGAGGAAAACAGGUCAGUGAAGCUGCAGCAUCACGAACAGCUCUGCCAAUAAAACCUUGGAUUAACCAUCUAUGGUUUCCUCUCUUUACAGUGAAGGACUACCAGCUAAUCCAGUCCCAGGACUCCACUACAACUGGUCUGCCAGGGCAGUCAGAGGGACAGGGCUCCCAGAAGACUCUACUCAGCCGAUACCUGAGCAACUUCACCUCCAUUAUCAGCCACCUGCUGCAGACCAGCCAGGACAACGGCUCUACUGAUGCAGUGGAAGCAUCCUGGGUCCUCUCCCUGGCUCUGAAAGGCCUCUACAAUACUCUGAAGGUACCGCAAAGCUGAAGAGGCCUUGUUUUACACCAUAUAUCUUAGGGGUGGAAGAAAAAAACGAUACAGCAUAGUAUCGCAAUAUUUUGUCUGGUGAUGUAUCGUAUUGUCUCAUCUACCAAGUAUUGUUUUUUUUUAAAUUAAUUGUUAAUGUGAAGUCAAAUCUAUGAUAAUGAAAAAAUAAAACCAAUUGUUUGUCUGGUGAGGUUGGCAGAGGUGACAUCAUAGAGCAGAAGAAGGUUAGUACAACAAAUAUAGCUGCAACUUGGGAAAGACAAUGCAAAUAGGGCGCAAAUGAGAUGGACUUGACACAUGAGGUUAGCAAGAUGUGCUACAUGAAAAUAAAAUACAGUGUAAGUAAGACAAACAUAAAGGAAAGACAAAUGCUAAAUUAGCUAAACAGUCAAAAAAAUUGUAUAAAUCACAAUAUAUUGUAUCGGAAUCCUCAAUGUAUUGCAAAAUGUUAAAAAUCGCAAUAAUAUCAUAUCGUGGCCCAAGUAUCUUGAUAAUAUCGAAUCCUCGGGCCACUAGUGAUUCUAACCCCUAAUAUAUACAUAUAGUGAGUUAGAUAUAUGAAACAUGUUCAGUAGCAGAAACUGUCAUCAAAGAAAAGCUCUCUACAGCAGCCUGACCAACACGCCACAUUCAGAUUCAGAGGUGUUUUAUCUAUCGAUGAUGUUUUACCCUGAAGGGGGAUCACAAAGACGUCAUCAGCUGCUCCAAUGCACGAAGCACACUGGACACAAAGUGGAUGAGUCUAGAGGCACAUUUCCUUUUGACAGCUUCUCACACUCAGUGGAUCAUAACUGUACAUUGAAAGAAAAUGAUGGUACACAAUAAAGAAAAUGAACCUUGUGGAGAGCUGGUUCAGUUAAAAAGCCUCCUCAGUUCAGGAUCAAUCUUGAACCUCACAGCUUUCAAUGCUAGUUUAGGCUGCGCCCAACUAACAUACUGGUGAUGAUGAAAAUAGUUAAAUGAGCUACACAGCUGCAUAUUUCUGAACAGUUUAAACUCAAAACCGACUACUUCUCCUGUUGUGCAGAAACACGGUGUGGAUCAGGCUCAGGAGGACAUCCAGAAGUCAGGACUGACCCAGCUGCUGGUGAGGAAGUGCAGCAAAGGAACAGGCUUCAGCAAACUGUGGCUGCUGCGAGAUCUGGAGAUCCUCUCUAUCAUGCUCUACUCCUCCAAGAGAGAGAUCCACUCUAUGGCCCAGGACCCUGAGAGAGACCAGAGAGAGCAGGACAAAGAGCAUGACUCUGACCACUCCAGCUGCUGCGCUGAUGAGACUGACGUCAACAGGCCCGAUCCCUUGGAGGGACUGGAUGAGGAGACAAAGAUUUGCUUCCAGGUGAUGACGAAUGCCAAUUAUAAUUCACAAAAACAAAUAAAAGUCGGAUUUUAGACUCUUAAGUCCUAUUUUGUUUUGUGCAGAUCACCCAUGAUGCCUUAAAUGCCCCUCUGCCCAUCCUGCGAGCCAUGUAUGAAUUACAAAUGAAGAGAACUGACUCCUUCUUCCUUGAGGUGCAGAAAAGGUCAGAGUCAUCUCUCUCAUUUCAGUUUGAUUUAGACUCUAUCUAUACCAUCCGCUCAGGUAAAGGUCAUCUAAUCCCACCUCUUUGUGUUGUACCUAUGUGUGAUUUUCAGAUUUGAUGGAGAAGAGAUCAAAACAGAUGAGACAAUCCGCACAUUGGCUCAGAAGUGGCAACCGAGCAGGCGCCCCCGCUCUGAGGAGAGGAACACCAAGGCUGUGGACACUGACAUGAUUGUGGUUUCAUGUGUGGUGAGUUUGUUUGCCUUCGCUAGAACCAGAAAGAUUCAAUUCUUUUGAACAACAGUGGUGCAUUUUGAAGGACAUCUUCAUCUGGGGGGUUCAAAUUUGUUAUAUUUUAAUGAGAGUAAAAAACAAAAUCUCUGCUGUGUGGACUCAUUAGUGCCUGUAGUUGCCCCCAUGUAGACCUGUGUUCUCUUGUGCAGUCUGAAAAACCCACUCUAAAGAUAUGGAUGUGAUGUGCUUGAAACUGAAGAGGUAAAACUACAGAGGUAAAACAAAACAAGAUAGAGGUUGGUACAGGAAACAGAAAUAACAGCAGGAGACUUGGAAAAGGUUCUAUCAUUCUCACAUGUUAUAUUACAUCUAACCUUUUGGGCCAUUUACCCAAACAUAGAGUGAAUUCAUGAAUCAAGCCCUAUUUCAAUUCUGAUCAAGUACAUCACCUAUAGAAGCAGCUCUGUCAUGUAAUUGUAAUUGUAAAAUGUAAUUAAAAAGAAUUUUAAUUUUCCACAAGUAUUUCACCAUUUUGAGUGCAUAGUAUCAUUAGAAUAGUCAGAUAAUCUGUGUGUUUGUCACAUGGUACUGGUAAGAAGAGAUAACAUGUUCUUAGAAAAGUUUGAUACAAUCCUUUUUCCUGAGUUUGUGUUCUGAUAAGUCUUAAUCAUCGCCCCUUUCUGCAGUCUAAACCCAGUCACUGUGAGAAGGCCACAGAGGAGAUCAACGUCGUGGCUCAGAAGCUCAUCACCAAUUCAGAGAGCGACUUGCAGCUCAGCUAUGCCAAACAGAGGCGCACCAAAAGUUCAGCUCUGCUGCACAAGGAGCUGGACGUGCGCAGCAAUCGAGCAGUCCGUCAAUACCUGGUAAAGGUUAACCAGGCCAUCGCCACGCUGUAUGCCCGCCACGUGCUGGCGUUGCUGCUGGCCGACUGGCCUGCAGAGGCCGCGCUGAGCGAGGAGGCGCUGGAGCUCAACGGUGCCUCGCACAUGGCCUACAUCCUGGACAUGCUGAUGCAGCUGGAGGAGAGGCCGCUGUGGGAGAAGGUGGGUGGCAGAGUGAGGAGUUUUUAAUGUCUUCACAUUUUGAAAUAAGGUUUCUUCCAAGUUGUUUUUUUCAUUAAUUUGAGUGUGAUUCUCUUUAUUGAUCAGAUUUUGCAGAGAGUGCUGAAGGGCUGCAGCCAGAGUAUGCUGUGCAGUCUGUCUCUCACUGCCUGCCAGUUCAUGGAGGAGCCAGGUAUGGCUGUGCAGAUCAGGGAGUCCAAACACCCGUAUGACAAUAACACCAACUUUGAGGUGAGUACACUGUCAGCAUCAAAAACUUAAUUUGAAAUAGCUGUUUAGGGAAAUCAGUGUUUGUAAAGGAGCCUGUUCACUAAUUUCUUAUUCUUCUGUCAGUUUAGCUGAAUACUAAUGUAUUGUCAUUAUCAUUCUUGGCUCAAGGACAAGGUGCACAUCCCUGGGGCCAUCUACCUGUCCAUAAAGUUUGACUCCCGCUGCUACACUGAGGAAGGCUGUGACGAGCUCAUUAUGUCCAGCAGCAGUGAUUUCCUCCAGGAUGUUCAUAACUUCAGCGGUUCUCCUCAGAAGUGGUCUGAUUUUGAGAUUCCCGGUGAGCCAUUUGUCAUUUUAGGAUGUGUUAACAAAUUGCUCUUACUAUGUUCGAAUUGGGUUCAUCAAUAUAUGACUGUGCUGUGUUUUUAUAUCUCAGGUGACACACUGUACUACAGAUUCAUGUCAGACAUGAGCAACACAGAGUGGGGCUACAAGUUCACUGUCACAGGAGGCCACAGAGGACGCUUCCAGACAGGUACUACACACCUGAUAGAUUAGACACAAUGACAGCAAACACAGGUUUUCCUGAAAGUUUCCAUCUUUCAUGGGAUUUCUCCGGUUCCUAAUCAGGUUUUGAGAUACUGAAGCAAAUGUUGGCAGACGAGCAAGUCCUGGGUCACCUUCCACUGGCCGACAUCUGGGAAUGGCAGGUGGGCGUGGCCUGUCGACAGACGGGAAACCAGCGCCUCAAAGCCAUCCAUCUGUUGCUCCGCCUCCUGCAGUGUCAGUCCACAACGUAAGUGUUCAGUUCGACCUGAAUAUUUCCCUCUGUGCACUUUGUGGGCUCCUCCACAGUCCACCUCUUUCUUUAUUACCUGUGAAAUCAUUUGAUUAUUAUUAACAUUCAUCGUGUCACCAAGUGUGACCUUUUCAUUUGGAAGAAAAAGACCAAAGUAAUUCAGAACAUUAGCGCAGGACUUUACCUCCACACAGGGUUUGCAUAACAGCCUACAUCAACGUCAGCGCGGAUGUGAGGUAAAGGAUGUGUUCAGGAAUUUGCAUACGCAGACUGACUCAGCUACCACCUGGUCCAGACUUGAAGGCGCCCUUUAACAAAACUCAAACCCACUGCUGAUGAAAAAAUAUGCUUCAGUUAUUGAAACCUAACUCUUACUUUUCUCAGGACAGUGCAAUUCAUGUGCUGGGCACCAGAGAGCUGUUGAUUCUUUCAAGGGUCUAAGUUCCUCUAGAGUUAUACAGUGUAGACUCAACAUGGUAAGGCUGAGCGAUAAACCAGAAAUUUACCAAUAAUUAAAUUUACAACAAUAACUGACGUCAUUUUGCCCAUAUCAAUAUUUUUGGUGUCUAAAUAAAUAAAUAAAUAAAAGUUGGUUUUGGAUGUGUGUAGGUAGGCUAUGGUCUCAUUUCCCUUUAAGAGGCUGUCCUACAUCAGAGACAUGACUCAACCCUAUUUAGUCCGUAGCAAAGAGGGAAAAGACAGAUGAGGAGAUGGAGGAAGGUUCAAAAGUUGUAGCGGCUGGAGCGGCGGCUGAAGUAGACAAAGUUAAUGUGAAAGAGAGUGAGCAACUUGUGGAGUAUUUAUUGUCCAUUUAUCAUCAUCAAGGUGAACUGCUCAAUAUAUCGUCAUAUUGAUUUGAGGCCAUAUCACCCAGCCCUACAAUGUUGUAUAAUCAAAAUAAAAGUAGAGCGCAUUUUAGUCAUGUAUUUAAAAUGUUAUUUGCUAAUAUGUCCAGGCAGAAUCAAGGUUAAAACUUGAAUCAAUAAUAUGACACCAUCAUGUGCAGUAUUGAACCUACAUAUGCAUAGAUAUGCUCUUGUUUGUUUUUGUGUAUGUUUUUUUGUUCUCGCCUUAAAUCUUAACUUGCAAUAUGUGGGAAAAGUAAGACUUUUGUCACAUCACAAACCAACCAUGGACCGAUAGAUUUGCACAUUAUCAGUGUAGCAUAGCAGUUUUAAAUUUGUGUCUUCAAACAACAUCAUUGUUCUACUCCACCCAAAAUUAUGAACUCCCUUUUAGUGUCAGAGUUUCUCUCAAAGCCACCAGUGUGAAUGUAGUUGUGGAGGUUUUUUUGCUAAAUUCCACCUCAAAGACUUCAUAAACACAAACUCCUACCUGCGACUCUCAUCAAAGAACCUGACAUCUUCUAACACCGUCAGCAGAGUCUUUGAUGCUGAUCAGAGCCGAAGAACGUCCACAACUAAGAGUCAUGAGAAAUUGUCCAUGAGAGAAAUGAAAGAGUUGAACUUCUAUAACUGGGGGAAGUCCGAAAUAAAUAUUCUCCUCCUGCAGCUCUAGGAGCAGCUUGCACAGGUGCGAUAAGGUAAUCUGGAGAUCUCAAACACUGAGAAAGGGACUUUUCAGACAGUGUGGAAAUAGGUGCACAGGCACGGAUUCUGGAUUUUUGAAAUGAGAAAGUUAACUCUUUAUUUUUGUUAGAAAACUUUUAUUGUACAGAAAUAGUUUCACAACAUAUUCAGACUUGGUGGCUUUUGUCAGUCGGGCAGCAAAGAGUCACCCUUGAAUAUCAAGUAAUUUGUAUGUGCCUGAUAGUGCUUGACAAAACCAUCUCCUUUGUAUUGACUAACAGAGAUGUUUUUAGUCCACUUUACUCCUCUUUGCUGAUGAACUCUUUCUUAUUCCUCUCCUCGUUGAUCUGUUUUCACCCUAGAGCCUGUGAGCUGAUGCUGCUGCGACCUCUAUGGCAGCUCUUUAUGUCCAUGGAAAACAGCCUGAGCCAGGAUCCCACCAGUAUCACCGUGCUGCUGCCUCUUCACAGAGCCCUCACUGAACUCUUCUUCAUCGCAGAGGCCCGAGCCAUUGUGAGUGAGACACACAAAAACACAAACGUGUGCAUCCUUGUGUAGUGUUUCCAGUGGUAAAGGUGGUGGAGUUCAAGCUGCAGGCGUGGCUGGGCGAGGUGUUUGCUUAGGUGUGGUGCUUGUUUUGGCCGUGAUGACAGUUUUAUUGGCUCUGUGGGUAAAUUAUACAACUCAGCCAACGAAGAAAUCGUCUUUUGGUUUGGCGGUUCCUCAGUUCAGUCAUGUAUUUAUCGUGAGGCUAUUUGAAUGUUGAGUAAAUCAUCUCAACAUUUCAUUCUGUACCUCCGUCUUUAUCCAUCUCUCAGCGAGAUGAGCAUGUUUUUCCUCCACCCACCUGUUCUGUGCCGGGCUCAGGGCCAAAGCGCGGCCCUGCCAUCUGCCAGACAGACACACUGCCAUAGCAGCUCCCCGCAGACUGCCUGAGAGAGGAAGAGAUGCGAUCCAUUCUGUGAUGUGAUGCCCUCUCUGUGUGUUUCUCUCUCUCUCUCUCUCUCUGCGAUUGUCUUGCAUUAUUGAUUAAGAGAAGUCUCAGGGAUUAUGGGCACGCCAUCAGCCAGGAGGUUCCCAUCUGCAGGUGCAACAGGACCAGACAGCUUUAGAAAAGCACUGUGUCCUCGGCUCCCCACAGGUCUGCGCGCUGUGGCCCGAGGCUGCUGGUCUGACAAUAAUGUUACAUCAGUCGACUCGUCAUUCAGGAAGGAUUCAGGGCUCCCAUCUGCUCCAGCUGAAUGUUGUUUUUAUGUGAGGGACAAAUGAGAGGCUGUUAGGUGGAUAGACACCAGGGGGCAGUAGCAGUAUGCUGCAGUUCAACCAAUAUGCCCCUCAUGGACACUCCAGUAUUACCACUGUUGACACACGCUGAUUGUUUGAAAGAAAGUCCCCUCUUUUAACCUCUCCUUUAUCAACACAACACAAAGAGAUGAGUGUUUGUCACCUCUGGAUCCUCAUCCAUAACUUUGCAGCAGUUUGAGGUUGAGGUUUGAAGAGAGGAAAUUGGUGAUGUAAGGACGCGCUUCUUUAUGUUGAGGAGUGUUUUACACAAGGACACACACAGCAUUUCAAGAGACAGUUUUACUUCUCCUAUCCGUGUCGUGCCGGCAAACAUCUUGAUAAAAUUUUCUAUAAUUUUUUUACCGUUUAGCCUCGAUUUUACAAGCUGCAAAUUCACUGAAAGGAGUGUGAGAGCCAAGAGAGCAGCAUGAAAUACAAAUGAUAAAACGACUGAGCAACGACACAGUGGUGUUCAAGAAAGACACAAACCAUUGUUUUCCCGCACGCUUUUAUUUUAUUAUAGUUUAAUUUUAGAAACAAGGAAGCUAAAACUUGAAUCACAUCAUAAAUCACAUGUCUAUGAGACCAAAAGUUGCUGUGUAGGAAUCAGCUGAUAUUGAACAUGAAGGAGGUUCAUGUUGGUUUAGGAAAACCACCCAUCUGUUUGCUUUACACCUGCUGACACUGUGGGUGUUGCUGCAUUUGUCUAAGGAUGAUCAUAGGAUGUAUAAAAACUAGCUGUCAACUUAAUCUGAUUAAUUACUGUGAAUGUGAUUCUUAACAGGCUGCAACCUGACAUCCAGGUAGUGGUGCUCAGUUGGUGAGAUCUCCCAUACAUGUUUAACAUACUGUAGAUCCUAAAAUAGGAACUCGGUCCUCUAUUUGUUUGUAUGAAACAGGCAGACCUUUGUAUUGAACUCUCUCUCUGAGAUGUAUGACUGGUAAUAUUUCAGUAGAAAGUGAGGUCCUGAUUUACAACGGGAUUGCAUGAUUUUUGUGCCCACUGAACCCGUGCAAAUGAGCCUCAUUCCCGAAGCACACACAAAGGGAUAAAUGCUUCACAAACUGCACUUUUGAGGAAGCACCAUCUCUGUGUCAGCGCUGUUUGCAUACAAUUAGAUGUGACAUUAUGCAUUAAUUUGGAGUAAAAUGGGCCCAUUUUAUGCAAAUGCACCUCAUUGCAAUGAACAUCUAAUUCCCUGUUACCAGCGCUGCAGCCACGCACCUUUAGAAUGACUGUUUUAGCGUCCUCUGAGAGUCGGUGAGGACUGCCCUGGGGUUUUUAUAACUGUUUUAUGCUUAAACUUAUGUCAUUAUGACAACAAUUUAACUUCUGAAUGACCAAAAAAACAAUAUAUUUAUAAUAAAUUUUAUUUUUACAUUUUAUGACUGUUUUUUGUAAUGAUCAGGGUCAUAUCAGUCUAAGGCUGCCUUGUACAGAAUGCCUUAAAAUCAAAAGGUAGGGAGUUUCCCUUUUUAUCCAGCUCAACAAGUAUGAAUAUAAAAUGUAGUGACAUUAGAGCGCACAGGUGGCCAAGCGGGUUAGCGCGCCCCAUGUAUGGGGACCAUGGUCCCCGCGGCGGUCGUGGGUUAAAGCCUGGCCCCGACCAUGUGCUGCAUGUCCUCCCACUCUCUCUCUAUCUCCCCAUGUUUCCACACUGUCCUUUCCAUAAAGGCAAAAAUUGUAGUGACAUUUAAAAUGAGGGUACACAGCUAAUAAAUGAGAGUGCUUACCAUUAAUUAAUAUUUGGAAGCUGGCCUCUAUUAACUCAUAAAAGUUAUUAUCAGGGGCUUGACCGCCAAUUAAAUCCUGGCCUUUAUUCAAGGUUUUAUCAUCGGACCUUUAAGAGUCACUCACAGCACUGAUGUUUGCUAUACGUGACUGACUGAAAACUUGUCUGCAGAAUCUCUGAUUAACUAAAACUUUGGUGAUGUAGAAAUUGUGCCACCAUCCUCAAAGCAUGUUCUGACUCAAAUAUUUAACAUCCUCCUUGACACUGUCUGCGACACUCAGUAAAGAAACUGAUCUGCACUAGAAUAGGUUGAAAAUGUAUACCACUGUUGCUUCCUUAUGAGAAAUUUACCAUGGAUGUGUUUGCAAAAUUGUGCACAAAGAAAAAGUAUAUUUCAAAAACAGCUCUGAAAUGCUGGAGUUAAACAUUUGUUGUUUUGUGCCUUAAAACUGCUCGUAGAAUUCCUCACAUCUGUAUUUUUGGAGGGUAAAUGUUUAAGACAAAGCAGCUGUGCUGUUGUAAAGUUAAUGCAAGAGUAUAAGUCACUAUUUACACCCACUCUAGUGAGGACCUGCAGCAGCUGUGAGGAUCAGCACUCUGCCUGCAACACUCAGCACCAUCUGUCACCACCCUCCAAAAAGUGCAGAUUAGUGUGUCCUGAGGUUGGUGGCCUUCAUGUCGCGUUGACUUACGAGUGUAACUGCAGUGAUGACAUAUAGCCGACUUCACUGGGUCCUCUUUGGCCAUAUGAGGUCUGGACCCAGUACCAGCUCAUUUUAAAUGUUUAAGGGGCUCCAGCGCCGCUCACAUUCCAGCAUCAGUCCUUACUCUCUGUACACACACAAAGCUCAUAGCCAGGUCCUCUGAGACGCCACGAACUCUUUACCCCAGGAAGUGAAAGUUAUAUUUAGGAAUCAAAACAGCGUGUCAUGAACUACUGACUGUACAAAUGGUCCUAGGAAGUUCCUUGGCAUAAACAGUCUGGGCGCUGUGAAAUGAAUGGAGCACCAAGGAUCUGGAUUGUGUCUCCAGUCCUGCUAAGACUCCAUUUGGCCCGGCCUCAGCCCAUUUAGCUGCUUUGUGGUCUUAUCUGUGCUCCCCGACUCUGUAUACUUGUCUGUCCGUCUACGCUCUAUGAUCUGUAAAUAAUUAGAGCGACUUUUUCAAAAUAUCACCGUUCAGUCUGGUGCUGAGAAGACAAUGAAGAGUGGUCAGGGGACUUGGCCUCCUUUUAUACCUGAACUGAUCCCUCAUUUAACCCUUUAACGGCCUCAGGUUCUUGAUUGUGGCAAGUUAUCUGACCUGUGAUUAAAGCGGGGAAAAACCUGGGUCUGGUUGUUCUGAUGGUAUACUGUAUUCUGUACAAAAUGAUCUGUAUUUGUUAAUCCACUCUUGUUAUAUCCAGGAUCAGGUCAUCAGGCUUACUUUUGCCCCUGUUUUUCCAAGAAAAAAUUGAGGUGUCAACCUGAUCCUGAUACAUGCUUUUUAAGGGUAACAAGUACUCAACGCCACCAAAUAUCCACACAGACCAAAAGAUCCUGAUGGUUGCUCUGCAUAAAAUACAGUUUCUGAUAUUAAACUGUUGCCUCAGGGUUUAAACCGUUACUUCUGAAGUCCACCGCAGGGAGAAAACUUGAUUAAAAUAAUGUCUCAAGUAUCGAAAUAUUCUUUAAUCCAACCUGAAUGCAAGACCCUGCUGGGAUCAGGAUCAUUCUGAGUUUUUGGAUUCUAAUUCUAAUUUACAACAAACUUCUUACUAAUCCUCUCAGACCUGUGGGCUUAAGGAGAAAACCACAGCACCUUUAGGCUGACUGAAGCAUGUUAAAGACAAAAGAAGACGAACACAAGAGUUUGUUCGUACAAUGUUACUGUACAAGUUUGUAUAACACAGAUCAGGGCUUGUGUGAAUGAAUUGAUUUAAUAUAGCCUAUACAGACACCCUUAUAACCAGCUUUUUGUCAUGUUUGUUAUUCAGUCCCAGGGGAUCCUCCAGGAGUAUCUGUUAGCCAUGACCACUGACGAGCAGCUCCUCAACCACACUGCGAUGGUAAGACCAACACUUUAUUUUCAUUCAUCUCCAGCUUUUCAGAUUUGAACCUUUCUACUUUCUACCGGGCUCUCAGGUCAUCUUUGAUGCUUUUCUACCUUACGUGAUAAUGUACAGUUGCUAACAGUAUUUUUUUUAGUCCAACAUGAGCAUUCACAAUGAACACGUUGCAAAAAUCUGACACCCAACAUUCAUUGAGUCCACAUUCUGAAUGGAGAUCUGCUCUCACACCAUUUUGAUGCAGUCAGAUGGAUCUAAAGCUAGCUAUCAGUAACUUUUGGAUGAACUGUCUCCAAUUGAGAGUUUGCCUCUGCCUUUGUGAUUCAUGUGAAACACGUUGCAAAAAAGGUGUUUUAUAAAGCAUGAUUAUCAGACAGACAUUAUGACACGCUUCAUAUUGUGAGUUUAGUUUUAAAAGAUUUAAUCACACAUCACGUUUUUCUCAUAUACAACAAAAAAAUGUGACAUUUAUCUCGGAUGGAUGCCUGUUUUCUUCCUUUUAUAUUGCAGCAUACUGCUGAAGUAAACAAUAUCCCAAUGUCAGUUUUUUAAUGAUAUCAUGCAGCUUUAAUAUCAGCUUGCAGAAGUUGUCCACACGCCCUGAAGUAAUGUCGCAUAAGUCUCCUCCUUAAACACGCUGUCUUGUUAAUUGAACGGCCUGUGAGUCACCCACAGGCUGACGUCUCUGUUUGCUAGUGAAUCAUAAAGCUGUUGACACCCGGCAGAUCCCUCAGAACCCCCCUCCUUUUGUUUUGAGUGCGUGUGGGCCUCACUCAGGACUAAUGUAUUUGAUAAUUACAGUCCAUUAGCAUUCGCGGCAGAGCGGGCCACAGUGCUCUCCGCUCCGUGGACCCUGAACACAUCAGAGGAGCCUGAAGGCAGAUAAGAGCAGCAGAGGAUGCGGGGAUGUGAAAAAAUAAAAACAUUGUGGGUGGUUAUGUAGGGCCGUUAUCUAAUACCUGUCAGGUUGAAAACUAAACCACAGGUGAGCUAGUCAUAACUAUUAUGACAUCACUGAUGGAAAGUGCUUGAGUUAACAUGCAGACCCUCACUUUCAAGGGGUUGAAACAUGCUAAAAAGCCACCAGGAUGGUCUUUCAACACCUCCCCUGAUAGCCUGUUAUUUUCUGAUGAGUUAAUCACACAACAACACGAGUCUCAACGUUCAGAGGAUCAUCCUCGCUGUACUUCGGCCCGCCUUUUAUUCAUCCCGUUGUUCGCACAAUUAAACACUAAUAACAGUGAUAGAUACCCCUGUUUUUGACGCUACUACUGCAAAGGAAUUACAGACCAAACCCUCCAGGCGUGAUAACACAAUCAUCGGGUACAGCUGUGUGUCGGAGCAUUACCUCGGAGGAAAUCACUUUUUCUUUGGCGUGGGAGCUCUCAGCAUUAAAAAAUGACACAUUUCUAAAGAGGCACUAGAGUUUAGGUCCAGGAGGCAAAAUGAUUAUUUACCCUCCAACCCAAAGAAUAACAAUUCAAUUUUAUCUCCUCUGAGGGAAAUAAAAGUAUCUUUAAGUGCAGCUGUAAUAUACAAUAAAUAAUCAUAUACAAUGGUGUUUAUUACAACAACUGUCAUAAUUUUAUACCAAUGGAUAAGACGUGUAUUUGCAUCAUCUGUAAACUGUAAGAGAAUCCUCAUCCCGCUCUGCAGUCCACCUCACCAACAUCUGAGUCUCUUUCAGCAAAUGUUUUCUUGCAGUCUCUCUGACUCAUCAAGCUUAUUAAAGGCAGCCCAGAAAACAUCUUUUUAAAAUCAAAUAACUAAAUCAAAACUUCUCCAGAAUCUAAAAAACUCAAAUUAUUCAGCUUAGGAUGAUGACAAAAAGCAUGCUUCUAAAUUGAGGAGGGGGGGUUUAUGACCUUUUACUAUACCAAGGCCAGUCACCAGGAGGUGUUUUAUCACAAGGUGUUGCUCCAUGUUAUCUUGGGGAGUAAAUAGUUUAAUUUUGUGCAUCAAAGGGUGAUAAUGUUUUAGUGUGAAGAAUUUAAAGCUUGUUUCUCAGGUAGCUCAAAUUGUUUCAACUUUUUAAUGCUCUCUGUCAACUGUUGUAUCGUUAAGGUUUGAACUUUUUCAUCAACUGUACCAAUUAUAAAGGAAUUAUGAUUUGUUUCAUUUACCUCUGAACCCGUGUUAUCAGCGUUUCAGUUACAAAGUUGAAAAAAAGUGUGUGUGUUUUCUAACACCAAAACAACAACAACAAUAACAACACUGAUAUUGGCAAAAACAGUAACCAACACUCGGUGAACAGACGCCUAUUAAGGCUCAUUAACUGAUUACCGUUUUAACCGUUGGUUAAAAAAACAUUCAGAAAAUUAAUAAUUUGUGCAUCCAUAAUCCAGAAGUCAUUUACUACAUCUUAGGAUACUAUUUAUAACCCUUCUAUAACAAGUCACUGAACAAAAUUUAAAAAACACCGGCUGAAACUACCAGGCUACAGUUAGUUGUUGUUAGCAUGGCCUGUUUUGUAGUUUGUAUAUACACAUGAAAAAUGUAAAUUACACUAUGGCAGCAUUUCCAUUUAUAUACGUCUAACAAUACUAUUGUAUAUGGCUGACUUAAUGUGACCACGAAUAGUAAAAAGUGUUGAUAAAAGGAUUAUUACAGGAGCAUCUGCUUACUGUUUACAACUGGCACCGUUAUUUUUAAAUGUCAACUCGGGGGUUGUGUGGAUUGUCUGACUUUCCUAGUUGGAAAUCCGACCUCGGGGGUUGUUCCAGUUGAAAGUUCCUCGGAGCUUGGAAAUCCUGACUUCCGAGUACAACUGGAAAGCAUUAUUAUAAAAGGCAACUCAGUCAUUGUUUUUUUAUAACCUUGUUUCUUUUCUAAUCCGUUAAGUAUUUAAGUUCUCUGACACUGUAGAGUGACCUGAAUCAUAUAGUGGGAGACCAAUAUGAGAACAGAGGUGUAAUGAUAUCGGGACUGUGUGGUGACGCUACUGGGGAGUGUAAAAGGCUAGUGAUAAAUUAUUUUAGCGAAAAAUUUUCAUCAAAACAGAUUUUGACAUGGUACAAUUGUCAAACAAUAUUUUUUUAAAAAUGCCCAAAAGCACGAUAAAAACCUGCCUCCGGAGAGUCAUUCAGGAUUCAAUCAAAUCCUGUUCAGAGCUGCCUGAGGAUGAAGUGACACAUCUCUUGGUUGUUUUAAAUGAAAAUUUGAGUUCUGACAAGUCUAAGGGAAAGAAAGUACUCAGAAAACAAUCAAAAUAGAGAAAUGUAUCACAGUAAUUCAGGAAAUCAGAGUCUGUGGGUUGACAAUGUUGAAUUUGUCUACAGAGUGUGGCUUAGGUUAGCAUUACAAACACAACCAGCUGUCAGGACUUCCUGGCAUGUGCUGAUUGGCACAGCCUACAGAGCUUCGACAUAGUCUCCUUUCUAAAUCAAAAUACUGCCAAACAGCACUGUGCUGCGAGAUGCCACCUGUCACAGGUCUUAUUUACAUCCUGAUAGUCAAGCAUUGAAGCACUAUGGCUGCUGCUGUUAACUGCUAGUGGCCGGUAGCUGCCCUACAGCUUAGACACAACAUGGGACCAGCCUUUUGGACCUGCAUCAAUAAUAAUAUGAAUAAAUCUAACUGAUUAGUUAUUCUGGUGCAGACGAAGGAGGGUGAUGACAUUGUUAUUAUUUAGAGAGGAACAGCAGCUACUCACAGUUAUGGGUUAGCUAAUGCUAGAUAAGGCAGGAGGAGAACAACAAACUCUUCCAGGCACUUUUAUUCUCAAGUUUUUAAAGAAGUUCUGGCAUCAUUGGUUUAGAUUUAGUAUUUAUUGUGCCUUUUUAUCACCAGUCAACAUGCAGUGCAGGGCCCAGGUGAAAAACUCGGCUUCUGUCUUCGAUUCAGUAAUUCAUCCACUUUCUUUUUUUUAUUGUGCAGGCUCUGAAGAACAUCGCUGCCAUCAGCCUGGCCAUCAAUUACCCCAAUAAAUCUACCAAGCUCCUCAACAUGUCUCCUUGAGGGAGCCACCGGGAGACGGAGAGUCGAGGGGGGGAGUACAUCCUGACUCAGCUGGAUCACUUUGAAAAAGGUGUGGAGAGGAGGGGGAGAAAAACACCCUGACCAGGACCCCCCCCCCCAUCCUCUCCUCUCUGCACUGAUACGUCUCUGCAGUACUCUGGACUCUGGAGCUGUGGAGGAUGACACUCAAAGAGCACUUUCCACACUUACUCACAAUCCUUUUUGCCUUAGGAGGUAAAUCCAGUAUAUCAGCAUGUGCAUUCACUGGAAAAGGAAUCAUUUUGGGGUCUUUCUGUUUUUUCCUUUAUUAUUGAGUUUUUACUUGAAGAUGCCGUGCUAAAGGACAUGCCGUGUGCCAAAUUAGCGACCUUCAAGGGGAAGUUUAUUCUUUUUCAUCCUGCCUUCCUUCCUCCUAAACAGCAGCCACUCUGGGUUACAUAGUUGAUCGCGGUGAAAACAGGUCACCUUGGUGACUCGCGUGCCUCAGCGGACAUGUAGAGCAUCCUUAAAAUACUGUCCAGGACAGUGGAGACUCAUUAGUCACCAUAGGGAGAAGGUACUGACCUACUAGCUCAUUCCACCCCCUCCUUCCUUCGUUCAAUCUACCUUUCUUCCUACUCACCUUUUCUCCUCUAUCUUCCCGUCUUUACCAACAGCAGACGAACUGAUGGUAUUUUUUAGGGCUCUUGUUGAAGGAUAGGAUUAGCACUCUUCUUGAAUAUUCUUCACCUGAAUCUGUCAUGUUGACACGUGUUAUGCGCACUAAAACCCACUUGAGACUUGAUGACAGUUUGAUCGGGCUGCACAGGAUUAACAUGAUACCAACUAUAGCCAUAGUCUCUGCAUAGGAUGAGAAUUACAGCUGAGGGAAAACUGUGAUAAAAUACUAUCGCAAUGCAUUCCUUCCAUGUUAUUCUACCAGUAUGUUGAAGUAUUUUCACUCCUUAACUCGUGAAUGAAUGAAUGAUGUCAAAUUAUCUUUAUGAAAAUGAUUAACAGCAAAAAACAAAAAAAAGAGAGAGAGAGAGUAAAGAAAAAAAAGACAGUAAGAAACCUGGAAAUCUCUUAAAGGCCUUGAGUUUUAGCCACUUAUUUAUUAUUUUAUCUAAAGUUUGAUUAGAUUAAAACUCUUAAGGAGUGUCAUUUUUCCUUUUUUUACAGCAGGGAAAGAAAUAUGAAUAACUCUAUCAUCUCCCCAGAUUUAAUGUACGGCAAUGAAUGUGAGAAUAUGUGAGAGGUGAUUCCCACAAAGACACAAACUGUUUCCCCCCUCACUCAACUUAAAAACACAUUAUAACGCCUUGAGUUCACAGAUAAACAUUAAUGUGAUUGUAAAAUAAACACAUUAUCCCACCUGAUCACAACACAAAAGAGUUGGAUUAUUACUGAAUUACCUCAUGUUUUGUAAUUACACAGAUAAAUAAAUGGUUCAAUGCUUUUUUUAACAUUCAGUGUGACUUUGAUUCGCAUCACAUGUUCCACUGAACCCACAGAAAUCACCCACUGAAGAUCUGUUUUCACUAAAUCUCAAAUUCAGUUAAGAGAGGGACUAAAGAUGGUUGUUGUUUUCCCGUCAUUACUGUAUUAUUUCAGAUUUAGAGGUUCUUUUGUUUGUUAGGACAACAUGGUUAUUUAUACCAAAGAAACCAAUCAUUGUGAGCCAUGAAACAUCUCUGAAGCAGCUCCUGGUCGAGCUCCUUCUCUCUUAACCACAUAUCAGAUGGUCACCCUGUGAGACGCUGGAUCAGAGGAAACCUUUAGACGUUUUUCUUUUUUUUUUUCUUUUUCUUUUUUUUUUAAUCAUUUUUUAAAAAUUUUCUUACUUUAACUUUUUAAAGCGGUCUCUGUGCAGACCGCGGAAUAGCUCGGUGGUUUUGUUUACACAGACAUCAGCUGCAGUGAGGAGAGAGGAAGAGACACACAUGGCCUCAGUUUGGCUUCUACGACGCCUCACCUAUCUACGACGUGCCUAUGGUUAAAAAAUGAAGCAAUCAUAAUUUAACUCAUGUUAGCCGAAUAGUUAUUAAUUCUAUUUUAAAAAGAGAAAUAUAUUGUUUAAUUUGAAGUUUUUUGUAACUUUUUACUUUUAAUGUCGGUUUCCUUUUUGUUUUGCAAGGAUGCUUGAUAUUUGAGGCUGACUAAUUUGAAUGUACAUAUCUGUGAAUAUUAAUUGCACAGGAGAAAGACUUUGAUAUCAACCCCUUACAAGUAUAUAAACCUUAUUGGGCACUAUAAGACGGACACUUUGAUUCUGAUUUUGUAUGCAUGGCACAUUGAAGGUUAAAAAAAUAAAUAUAUAUAUACUGCUUGGGUUGAAAUGUGAUCCGUUUCUAAUAAAAAUAGAAAUGACUUCACUCCUGCUGUCAUGUCUUUUCUGCGUCAGCUCCACCGAGAAUCUUUGGGCUUCUACAAAAAACAUAUUGAUCACUCUGUCCUCAUUGAUUAGGGCCCACACACUCACCCCCAGCAAAAACUGUACUCAGUGAUCCAUCAAUAGUUCCCUCCCCCUGCUUGUGGAUCUUUUCCCUCUUAAGAAAACAAGUACAUCUUUUGUACUCUAUUACAAACAUCCCACAUAUUCAGCAGAAUAGAUCCUCCCCGCUCUUCCUCCAUUUGUCCAAGAAAAUGCUGCUGUCUUCUAUUUAUUCACUUCCUUUUUUUGUACACUGUAUUUCACCUCAAAGCCCCCCCACUCAUCCCUCCUUCCAAGUUUCCUCUCUGCCUCCUCUACCUCUCCCCCGCUUGUGAUCUGGAGUCUCAGGGACAGGGCUGAUGAUGGCAGUGAAGAUCACUGGGGCGAUAAUGACAUCAAAUGCAGGAAAUAUUCAAUAAGGACUCCAGAUGAUUCAGUGCCCCUCUGCGCCAGCAAAAGCCCCCACACGGAGGGUGAGUCAGCUCUCCUGCCUCCCCUCCACCUCCUACCCCAGCUCCUCUCCCUCUCCUUGGUCUCCUGCUUCUUUUUUAACUCAGGAUCCCAGAGCUCUCAUUUCAUCAAGGUGAAACGAAGCAGAAGCGUUUGAGGCAGAGAUAACAGAAUAGCUUACGGUAACUAAUGCCUGAACAGGGGAUCUUCUGGAGCUGCAUGAUAGGCCUCUUUGUUGAGAUAAGGAAUUUGUUAUUUAUUUCGGUUUGAAGCAACAUCCUUUACCUUGCAAUUAAGUCACACAUCUCUGUAAACAGCUGCACCAUUAGUCUAUCCUAAUAUGAUAAAACCAAACAAAGAAGAAGAAAACAAAUGAUGAAUUCAACUUAUUUGUUCAGCACCUCGGGUUAUCUCAUUGAAAUUACACAAAUUAAAGGGGUAGUUUCUGUUUAAAUGGGGUUGUAUAAGGUACUUGCAAUAGAGUAUCAAUCACAAGAGUUUCAAGACAGAGCCCCUGUUAUUAAGAAAUUGCUGGAGUACCAGCAUGGAUGCCAAGCUUUAACCUGUAAGCUAGCUAAUUCAAGAAACUUCCACCCAAGCACAACAAAGGGGCCAAACUGACUGCCAUCCUCCAUUGGUUAUUACUAUAGACAAGUGCCUCCUACAACCUUACUUUAAAAAAUACAAACUGCCCCUUUAAGCUUCUGCAGAUAUAUACAAUCAGCAAGGUUUUUUUUAUUAGGAUGAAAAGGGGAAAUCCCCCCCCAACCGUAACCUUUACUAACCUCACCCUAACCCCUACUAUGGCUUAUAACUCUCCCCCUUUCCUAUCAGAGGAUGAAAAACAACAGGCGAGCGAAGAAGAUAUGCUGCAGGAACCAAUCAAAUGGGUUGGCAUUCAAUAUACUGAGCUGCUAGAAGCUGUUAGCUAGAACAACCAUGUCAAAGUAUGUGACUAUCUAUCUAUCUAUCUAUCUAUCUAUCUAUCUAUCUAUCUAUCUAUCUAUCUAUCUAUCUAUCUAUCUAUCUAUCUAUCUAAUAAAGAAAUGCUACACUAUACCCCUCUGUAGUUGUGCUAAUAGCCUCAGCUUGCAGUCUAAAGGACAGUAAAAAACAUGUGAGCUUGUAUCCAUGAACACUGUAAAGGACAGUAACAUUAUGUCACAGACCUCUUCUGUUUUUUAUGGCCUCUUUCAGCUGUUUACACUUAUGAAUCACAAACCACCAUGAACAUCUCAUGAAUCAUAUUGUUAAUGUUUUCCAAAACACUGCCUGCAGCGGUACCACAGCUCACACACAUGCUCCUAAAAUUUAUAGGCCGUCCCUCUUGCCUUACAUCAUUUUCCUGUAAGAUCAUUCUGAUAAAUUAGACAGCUACAGUAAGACUGUAAUUACAAGGGUCAGUUGUGGGACAAGUUGCCUAUUUGAAUCAUUUAUUUCUUUCUGUCUCCUGUGAAGCUUUUGCCUCCUCCUUUCUCUGGAGGGAUCUGACUGCUGAGAACACUUGCUGAGUAUGUCAUUUGCUUUAUUUUAAUUAAACACACAAGGUUAACACAGAAUACUAAAGUUGUUUUAGUCAGAAUCAAUAGCUUGAAGUAUUGACAAGCUAUUGAUCAGAGGAAGGUCACUUAAAAAAUGCUAAAACAGGAUAAGCUGCAAGGGUGAUGAACUGGCCAGUGCACCUUUACACACGUCACAGUUAGGAGCACAUUGUGGUUUGGCAAAUCUCAGUAAAGCAGCCCCAGUUUAUAUCUGUUAUAGUGUCCUUUUUUUGAUGAAAUAAGAAAGUGUAAAUGAAAAUGGCUCCAGAGUUUUGUGUUUGUUUGAAACACAGCAUGAAGUGUGAAACACACCAUUUAAUAUCCUCCUAAAUCACGCCAAAAAAGACUUUCUUCAUCUUUUAAGCCGGUGAAAAGAAGACAAAACUGCAGCAAUGAAAAAAUAGAGUUGAUUUUUGACUACGUCUGUGAUUAACCACCAAAGACAACAGUUAGGUAAAACAUGUUUUCAAAUGCUGAACUAUGAUAGCUAUGACCUUUGUCCUUUUUUACUUGAAGCUUAUGUUUUUUUUAAUGAUGAGAUCUCUUCUAUCUGUAAAUCAGAAUUGUGUUAGUUUGAUUACAACUCAAAUAGCAGUUAUAUCAAGAAGGAGAAGAAAAUUAGUUUGAUUUUACCAAAUAUUUCUGAUAAUUCUAUGAUGAAAGUCCAAGAUUCCUCUGUUUAAGGGUCUAGGUAAGACAAAUAAGCCCACUAAAGCACAUCAAAGACAUAACCACAGAAUUUUAAAGAAAGGUGGGCGUGGCUAAAUGAGACAGUAAGGCCACACCCACCAAUGCUCCCGCUGGCUACUGUGUGCCAUGUAUGCUGGCUCCACAGGCUGUAAUCAUGUAAUCACACUGUUGUUGUAUCUAGUGCAUAAUAUGAUAGAUUUCAAUAAUGUGACGAUCAUGUGAUUGAGGUACCCUCAUCAGCACCAGUCCAUCACUGACUGAGGCGGGGAGGUGCAGCUCAAGGAAGAACAUUUAUGAUCAUUUCUUCAUGGAAAUGCAAUCCGACCGAGAUUUUAAGGCAGAAGAACUACCGCAUCUGCAGUGAAAAAUGAUUAAUAUGAUGAUUAUUACUUCAAGAAAAUAAUAAAGAAAUGAUCAUAAAUGUUUUUCCUUAAGCUGCACCCCCCACCUCAGUCAAUAAUGGACUGGCCGAGGUCUCGCUACAAACAAGUGGCUGCUGGAGGAGAGUAGGUGAGUUGUGUUUAGUCUCUUUGCUAAAGAAAUUAGGCGAAGCUAAAAAAAUGUUUGGUGGCUAGUGCUGUGGCUGGGACCCUAAUUGUACUGUUGAUGGAGUUAGGUGCUGUUCUGAGCGUUAUUUGUGGCUAUAGAGUGGGGUUUUGGUUGAGGUUUGUGUGUGGCUCCUGAGACUGCUGUGUAUUGCUAUCGUGCAGUCAUUACUUAAGUUGGUAUAACUAGAGAAGCAACAUUCAUCUCUCAAGGGGAUGUCUAACUCGGUGUUUGGGUUUGUUUAACCCAAAAUUAAUUUUACCCCAGAAUAUCCCUUUAAGUUUUCUCUACAGCCAUCCAUACCGCCUUCACAGUCAGCAGACAGACAAUCGCUAAGUUGCCACCGCUGUAAUUGCUGCUAUGUCACAUGGCUCUUUUCAUCUAUGACAAAAAUGACUCAAAAGUGUUCAUCAUAAUCAGGCGUCAACCUUGAUAGCAAAAUCAAGCUCAUCCAGAGUGAACCUCUGUUCAUGUUAGAUUUUUUUGAACAAAAACUUUCUUUUUCUAUCAUUUCAUGUUUCAGAUAUUCACACGUGUGCCUCACGUGUCCGUUCUGCUCACCUUUGACCCCUUCUGAACCCACAGCCCUGCUGCCGAAAGCACUCCCACGCUAGAGGAAACUCCUCCUCACCUUGUCAUAAUGAGACCUACUUUCUGUCACCCUCCAGGGACACAAGGCCAGUGUGGGUCAGCUCUCGUGAGGCUCAGGGAUAAUUGGGUAUUUUAUAUGAUCCAGAGAGAAUAAGGCACACUGAGGGGCCUGCACCCAUAUUUAGCAGCUGCACACAUGCUAUUGUGUGAUUGCACUGGGAGAGAGGAGCUUGCUGUUUUUGAUCUCAUUUCUUGCCUUUCUCUAUCUGGGUUAGAGGCGGGCUGUUAUUGGAGCAGCCACCUGAGGCUCUUGGAGGACGAGGAUUGUAAUGGAUAGGUGGGGGUUCCUACAUGACAGCCACAGUGCCGGUCCUGUCGGCUAAUCUGGAUCAUUAGGACAUGCUGGGUAUGACUAAAAGGAAAUACUAGCUUAUUUUGUUGAGGUGAGAGGAAAUAAAUACUCUUUGGUACCAAAGCUUGAGUUAAAAAGCAACUCAACCUUUUUUUUUUUUGACCUGGUGAGAAACUGGACUUUUCAGAAAGAGCCUUAGGACAGAGUGGCUGUAGAAAUAUUGAAAAAUUUACUAAAACCCUUCACUUACUUUAAGGACAGUUAAUUAAAUUAGCUCUCACAAAAGAACUUAAAUGAAAUCAUCACAAUGACAAUAUUUUCUCAAGAUUACAUAUUUUAAAAUGAACUUAAUUUAUUCACAAGAACCGACACGAGCAUUGAAAUCAAUUUAGAUCAAACUGAAUCGAUUUCAAUAGAGAAAUGAAUAAAUGAAUAAAACAACUGAGAGGGAUAAAACUCUAAUAUAAGUUUGGUAAACACAAAUCUUAAACUCAUAUCUCAGUUUACUCUUAAAUAACUAGAGUUUGAAUAACCAGAAUGAUUACAACAUCAUUUGCACCACACUCUAAUGAAUAUUACAGAUUAAGUUAGCCGUCACUGGGUGCUAAUAACUUUCCAGUGUAAUUAAUUAUUGAUCAGAGGAGUUUCUUAUGACUUAGUGGGUGUCAAUAUUUGUUGGUGGAACUCAGCAUUUGUUGGUGGAUGCUAAUGUCAGUGGACCUGAAUGUCUUACCCUAACCACAUUUGUCAGUGGAAUCUGUGCCUAAGUUCAUACCUAAACCUAACCAUCAAUAGACCUUACAUUAAAGUGGAUCCCCUAGCCCACACCCUUACCCUAACCUCAACCACUCAGGGUAUGUGAUUACGAAAACCCUUAAAUAUCAGUCAGCGGAUUUUAUCCCUUUUCCUUGACCUAAUCCUAACCCUAGAAUGAGAUCAGCACCCUUUGACUCCCUCUUUAUGUCAUGUGUGUGGAAAACAUAUCAAUGGAUUUACCUCAAUGCUGUCAGUCAAAGAAGAAUAUAAAGUGUAUAUAGUAAAGUCAACAUUAUUAGGUUUUAAAACAAUCUUAAUAACAAUUUUACUAAACUACCAAAAUAAAAUUCACAUGACCAGACAUGACUGAAUAUUACCGUCAUUUAUUUUGUAUUGCAAGAAUCUAUCAAAACUAAGUGUUGAAGAUUCUAAUGUGGCUUAUAUUCCUGAUUUUUUUUCCUAACCGUAUGUACAUGCUCUGUUCAAGUGGCCUUAAAGCCUGAUGCAGUCACUGUUGAUUUUGAAGCAUGUAUGAAACUGCUGGCAUCGACCGGUUUUCACAAACACAACUCCAGUGUGUCAUGUUAUGCUCUGUUCAUUUAGUUUUUCCUAGGUUUAGUGUAUUUUCUUUGUGUUUUUCCCAGUGUUUCUGUUCCCUAUUGUUCCUGUGAUCCUGUUUUGUGAGUUUUCAGUUUGAAUUGACCCUGUUUCCCUCCUGUUCUCUGUGUUUUAUUCUUUAGAUCAGUUCUCAGUGUUUCCUGUUUUAUUUUGUAGUAAUUUAUUCCCAGUGUUUCUAGUCUGGUUGUACUUCCCUAGUUUUCCCUCCCUAAUUAAUCACCCAAGAGUUUCACCUGUGUCUCGUCUGCCUCACCUGUUGCUCGUUUCCCAGUGUGUAUAUAGUCCCCGUCUUUCCCUCUGUCCUGGUUGGUUCAUUGUUUGUUGGUGUGUGCAUAUGCCUUUGUCUCCAGUUACUCCCUGAGAUUUUGCCCCAGUGAUUUUUUGUGGAUUUUGGAUUUUUCUCUUUUUUGUUGCCUUUUUAUUUUGUUCUCUUUAAAUAAAUCUUUUUUUUAUUUUUGUUCUGCAUUUUGGGUCCUUUCCCUUUUUGUUUAACUCCAGACUGUGACAGACUGAACCAACCAAGAAACGGGGGAACAGGAACAAUGGGGAACAGAAACACUAGAGAAAAUCACAAAGAAAAUACACUCAAAUAAUAAAACUAGGGAAAAACUAAAUCAACAGAACAUAUCAUGACACAGUGUUCUUUUUAAACCAUAAAGGUACCAAGGCUGAAUGAACAAUGGUACUUUUCGUCACAGGGACAGAGUGUUUUCAGGAAUUCAAGCUCGCACUGGUGAUAGUUUGGCAGUUCACUCCAUAUAGUUAGAAGAUUCAGUGUUUGAGGUUCAACUUCACACCUCUAUAACACUUUGCUCCAUAUAAACACCAGAAUAAUAGCUUGACUGUGUACCGAUAUAAGGAAAGCUGUGCAAACAACAGCGAUUGUGUGUGAAUCACCACUGUGAAUGAGCUGUCUGAAGUCUCAGUUAAUCCUGACAAGGCCUUCAAAGACUUAAAAUGUCCUCAAAUGCUUUCAGACUUUUGUGCUUGGAGGACUCAUUUUAUUUCCUCUGAAGAGCAGCUGGCAUGAGUGAAAGGUUUGAAUAUAUACACCCUCACAAGCUGUGGGUCUGUUUGGUAAAAUAUGAGCGGGCUAUGUGUUCAUUUUUUUGUUACAAAAACCUUAAUACUGUAUCUUAAGAGCAAUUCAAAUAAGUUUGAUUUGAACUUUUAUUACUGAUCAGCAGAAACUAGGUUAAGGUUAAUCUUCAGGUUUUACUUUUUGAGGAACAUAUUAAAGGUCUUUUUUGAGUCAAAACUAGGAGCUACACACAAAAAGUUUGCCUUAUCUUUGUGAAUGACAAAAAAACACUAAACAGCAACAACUCUACAGCGCUUUAAUCGACAGUUUCUUCAAGCUGUUAAAAAUAUCUAACAAAGAUAACACUGUUGGUUGAUGUUGACUGGAGAUUUUUCUCCAGAAUGAAUCUUUCCAUUGAACUCACAGAUGUAUGAGUGGUUAACUUUGCCUCUGUAUCUGUCAGAUAAUGAUCACAAGAGGAGUAAUCUUGCCAGGCUUAAUGGUAACUCUGGGUGUUUAUCGAGAUGUGAAUAAUCUCUGUUAAAAAGUUCUGCAUAAUAUAAAUGUCAUAUCUCUAUUUGUGCUGGACCAGAUCUUGCUUUCAGGGAUGUUCUGGUUUGUAGUCUCAGUAGCCCACUGGCAUCUCAGUGGGCACUGUCAGUAGGAAAACCAUCAGUACGGAGAGUGAGAAUAGCCAACAUACUGUAGUUCACGGUAUUUCUACCUGCGAUCCCAUCAGUGUUGGUCUAAUUUAGUGAUGUCUUACAAUAAGUGUCAUCAAAUGGUCUACUUUAAAAAAAAAUCCUGAUCAAUCACUGAUUAUAAUUCAAUAGUGGUGAGUCCAACUUAAUAAUGCAGUUUAUUUCUCGGAUAAAAUGAUCUCCCACUGAUCCCUUGUUAAUACAACAGUAAGGUGACCAGACGUCCCCGAUUUCCGGGGACAGUCCCCAUUUUGGAUGACCUGUUUCCCGGCUAAGGCUGUCCCUUGAAAUGUCCCUGAUUGAAGCGUCUCAUGUAUGAGUAAAAAAAAUGUUGCGUGUAGACUAGAACAAUGGUUAUUGUGGUAUCUGAGUAGGUAGGAAGUGCAAGUAAACAUGUUGCGCGCAGUCUUGAACAACAGUUUUUAUGGGAGGUUACUAUGGGGGCAUUCGUUGCUUCAAAGUCAUACCAAGUUGUUGUCUGUGAUCACACAGCUGAUGCCCCCACCACUCUCCAGAAAUAGAGGGCCUGAUUUCACAUUUUGUUCAGCACCGGAUUUCAUAACAGAAAUCUGGUCACCUUACACAACAGUAUUUUCACUUUUCAGGAGCUCUACUUUGGUUGCCUCCAAAAAUGCAUUAAAAUUGUAACCCAAAGGUUUGUGUCAGUUUGAACACGCCAAAUUAGCGUGCUGCUUGUUUUUGUUGUUGCAGUUUUACUGAUUAGCUGCACCUCUUUGUUUAGCCUAAAGAUGGUAGCUCAGGCUCAGAGUGCUUUAGUGAUGUUUUAAUUCAAACUGACAAAAUGUGCAUAAAUACUUUUGACUCGUCAGCUGAGCCAUCUGGGAGUUUUAUAAAGUGAGAUGUGCCGCUGCCAAUAAAAGGUGCUGCAGCUUUUAUCACUGUCGCAGCAGGAAGCAGGAAGCUGCACUGGCUCAACGUCAGUGUGCUAAAAAGGAACAGUUCAAUUUCAAUAAAUGUGCUAAUACUGACAGCCGUUAAGUAAAAACUGCAAAAGAUGUUGCUUCCUAAAACCAAAUCCAGUAUUGCUUUUAAAGUUGCUACCUAGACUGCACUGCAACUGAGCAGCAACCUCUGAUGUUCCAAAGUGUUGAAGCAAAACAAAAAAUCCUCUUUGACAGUUUAUUGAUCAGCCAAAACUUAGCUGCAAUCUACAUUUGCAUAAUGGCAUCCUGUAGUGACGGCCUUCAGUGACUCAGCUAAAACCAACAGAUGACAUCAGUGAAACUACAGCCAUGGUUUAUGCUGUAUGUGAUGGUAAUUUACAGAGAAGGGCGUCACAGCAGGAGGUCUUUCACUACUACUAACCAGUACACCAAAAGCCCCACAAAGCUGGCCUCCUGAUCGGCACAAAAGCUGUUAGCUGUAUAAGCAGAUGGCUGAUGGAUUUCAAGAUUUGGCUCUGAUGGGAGUGUAUUCCACAGACACAGUAAGCACAUUGUCUCUGCUCUGGUCUGGUGUGCUGUUUUUUAAAGCUCCUGUGAGGAACUUUUGGUGUGAGUGAAUUUUUGCAUCCCCUGUGAACAAACAGUCUUUGUUUUUCUUGUCCGCUACAUGCUGAAUGGGAGCCAUCUCAUAAAAAAACCUCAUCACUCUGACCUUUGACUGCCAAAUAUGCCAUUUAUUUUGAUAAUACUUAAUGUGGAAAAAGCAUUAACAAAGCCUCUUCUCC